Podarcis lilfordi (Lilford's wall lizard) is the source of this 79602-nucleotide messenger RNA. The record is from the annotation of a GenBank genome assembly. Lineage: Eukaryota; Metazoa; Chordata; Lepidosauria; Squamata; Lacertidae.
GCGCCGCCGGCGAGGGAGCAGGUUGGGCGCUGCCGGGCGCCGCCGCCGCCGCGAUGCUGCCUUGGCGGGCGGAAGUGGGCUGGGGCGCCGACGGAGCCGAGCUGCCUGCGGGCGCGCUGCUGCCGCCGCCGCCGCCGCCGCUGCCACACCGAGAGCUCGGCCCCGCCAGCCGCCGACAUCCCGCCGCGCCCGGAGCAGGUACCGUCUCGCCCCGCGGCGCGCCUUCCCCGCUUGCGCUCUUCCCUCUCUCCCCCUCUCUCUCUUUCCCCCUUCUGUCCGUCGCGGCAGCAAACUUUUUCAGGAGAGAAAAGUUCUGCUCGGGCAAAGCAGCGCCAACUCCGCCCGGGAGCGAGGGGCGGCCCUUCCUCGGGCUGCCCGGCGGAAAGAGCGCGCGCGGAGCGCCUGAGCCCGCGGGCAAAGUGCGCGCGAUCCUGGCUGUCGAGUUCAAGGAAAGCAGCCGGCAACUUUGUGCGGAGCCUUCCGCGCCUCUAAACUUCAGGACCUGCCUGCUAAGUUUGUUUUUCUGGUCUGAGAGGUGAUUAGAUCUGUCUGUCUAACGAUCGAUCCUUUCAGAGUCCAUGGAUUCGAUUGUGAUCUGCCCGAAGGAGACAAGGUUUUGCUCCCCUUCUCUCCCCCUCCCCGACCCCCGGUUUCUGAAAGUGGUUCGGGGUGGAGGAAUAAACGACAAGCUGCGCGUGGCAGGCUGGGGAGACAACUCGGGGGGCUUUGAAUGUUGGUAGUGGAAUGCUCUUUUAUGAAUAAAUGUGGUGUUACAAGAAUUUCAUGAUGAUGAUUAUUGGCAAUCCCCUCCUAAAAAAGUGGGGAGGAAGAACCCAAUGUAAUUUCUAUUAAUUUUCAUAAAGAUGUAAAAAAGAGAAAAAAGUGCCAUAGAUGUUCACUGAAAGAUCCAAAGGGGGACUCGUGAUGAUUGACAUCCCCUCCAGGUUUGCAGAUGGGACCCCCACUAGCCCCAUGGAGCAGAGGGAACAGGCUUGUGACACUCCCAAGGCUGACAAAUUCACCAUAGCAUGAGCUUGCAUCUACUUUAUCAGAUGUAACUGAGGCUGUGGAAGUUUAUCCCACCAGUAAAAAAAGUUUCCUUGUGUGGCCCAGCACAACACCCAGAGAAUAAGACUAUGUUAACUGGAAUCUAAAUGUAUACACUUUAAAGGAAUCUUUAAAUUUAUGUGUUGAAGUUAAAGUACAGUAGUUGUAAAAGUAAUCCAAGACUUAGAAGACACAACAGACAAGUUUGGCAGUUGUCAGAAAACUAGGUUAGAUAUGUAAGUUUUAUUCAGAAGAUAGCAGACAUUUUCUUAUCAUUCAUGAUUAACGUACCGGAGGGGGGAUUACACUUUGGAUCUUCUAGAUUGCACUUUAAAUUUUAUUACAGUUCAAGGAAUGAAGUCAUGUUUGCAUGCCCCUGAAUAUCUUUGAAAGGUAAAUAGAUUCUCUAAUAUCAUUAGAAAAACAAGCUUUUUUAAAGAGGUUUCCAGAAAGUUUAUACCUUAUUGUUGCUAUAUUAGCCACUUGCAAAUAAAUGCUCAUUGCUAUAGAGUCUGUGACACUUAUAUGGCCAUGUGUGGGCUAUGAAAUUAGCAUUCUUAAAAUUGUUUUAAGUCCAUGAACUGAACCAAAAAUGGUUCAGAAGGUCAUUUUCUAAAAGUAGCCCUACUGUAGAAAUAGUUUCCAUAGAAAGUUCUAUGCAAUAGAUCUUUUCUGAUAAGUUUACAUGUAGAAAUGAAGAGGAAGAAUGAAGAAAUUUACUGCACUUGCCAUCAAGAUGGCUGCUGAUAUGCUGUUGCCGUUACUUCCAUGGACAAACAUUAGAAAAGCAACAGGAGUGGAAAAAACUGUACAUUUAGACCACACUUACUAUGGAGUAAACCUCAUUAAAACGCUAAAACUUAACAAGUAAAUCAGCAUAGGAUUGCACCAAAAAAAUUAGCACAAGAUCAAGCCUUGCCAAACAAGCAUUUUACUAGGCAAGAUUUUAGAAAGUUCAUAUCCUAGAUUUCUCCAAUUAUCCCAAUUUCUUAAUGUUUAUAAGGCUAAGUUUUUCUCCCAGUCCAUGAACAGGAAACUUUUGAUCUAUACAAUUUAAUUCAUUGAUGUACUGUGUGGUGUUGUUUUUUUAAAAAAGAAUCAUAUGCACACCUACUUUGGAGCACGUUUAACUGAACUCAGUAAGAGCAUCCAGGGGUGUGCAUCAGGUUGAGCUGAAUAUCUGAGGUACUGAAAACAGCUGCAUUAAUUUUAAAUCAAUGGAUUGUAGACAUUAAUUAGGGUGCUUAAGAGCACUGGAUUGUAUGCACCACUGGAACAUUUUUUAAAGCACUUUUCUUCAGUUUGAUGUUCUUAACUAUCUCCUUGAAAUGAACUGGAAGUAAGGCUGCAGUAGUUGGUCGUGAAUGGGAUUUACAUCGGAUGAAGUGAGAUCAGCCUGUGAGAUACCUUUAAAAUACACAAAAAGUGUUGAUCAGAAGGUUUAGGAAUAAGGUUUUGCAAUGCUUUCAGUUUUGGUCUUUGAGCUACACUAUUACUUAAGUUUCUUCUUUUUGAACAAAUAUGAUACCUUAUGCAAAGGACUGAACCCAGGUUGAAGGGAGGGACUGAUUUGAUUUUCUCAGUUCCUACAAGGCAAGUAAAUUUGUUUCAUUUCAUUCCUCAUAAUUAUUUGACAAUAACUAAAUAAAUAAACGGAAAAGCUAGCCAGUCAUCAACAGGAAAUAAGAGGUCUCAGGACACUUUGUUUCGUAUUGAGUUAAGCUUCUUCUUGCAGCUCAUAAACACUUUGCAGCUCCUCAGACUUUUCAGACCGGGCGUCCGUGUCCAAAAGGGAAAUAUGCUUGUUUUGGAUCAAGGUAGGCAAAAAAGUUUAUUUUAAGCUGAUAUAGGCUGUAAAUAUACAAUCCAUUUUUGAGGACCAGGUACUGGAUCCUUCCCUUUCAAAAUAGUGUGCAUUAAUAUUAUACACAUGUAAAAAUAGAGUUCCGGAAAUUUAUUUAAGAGGUUGCAAUCUGAAAUAAGUGGUGAAGGGCAUGCUGGCAGAUAUUUCUGUCUUCUUUGUAGACAGUGAACUCAUAUUUAUAUCUAUUUCUAGUUAUAUAAUUGAAAAUAUACCAAAUAGAUUACCAGCUCAAAAUAGUUUACAUUUAAUAUGAGCUAGAUAAUAACUUGCAGUGAUGAUGUAACGUUGGUUAUUUUAAUACAAAACUAAGUUCUCCAGAUAUUUCAAACUGAACCUUGACAUUUCAAGAUUCAAUUUAUAUUGCUAAGGUUUUGAAUUAGUUGCAAACUCUGAAAAUUAGAAGCAUCACGCUACAGUUCUUCUUGGGAAUGCACAAUGCCAUAUGCCAUACAGGGCAUUUUUCCCUAUUUGUAGGUUCAGAGAUUGCUGCAUCAAAAUUAUCUGUUGCUGUUGUACCAGUAUAAAUGAACUUCUAAUUGGUACAAUUAAACAUUUUUAGAUCUGUCAAUUGAUUAAAUAAUGUUCAGUUGAUUGAUUAGCCUUUAACGUAUUACUUUUAAGCAGCAGUUACAUAUUACUGAAACCUCAAAAUAGGUACUUUUUUUUUAAAGAAGAAAAUAUGAGAAUUUAGAAUUUAGUAAAAGCUACUAUUCAUUUUUGGUGGAAAAUAUCUUUAAUAUUUUCAUUUUCAUUCAACAAGAAAAAAAAGAAAGUGUGCCCUUAAAUCUGGUUGAUAAAUCUACCAAUUUAAAUGUGCUAAGGUGUGCAACCCUAAACAAUUAUUAGAAGUGCAAAUUCACACCAGGAUGACCAGUUGGAACAUAUCAGCUUCACUCUGAUAAGUGCAGCUCUGUUUGUUGGAGGCUCUCACAAAAAGGUUGCCCGAGAUUUAUUGGGGUGUUUGCCAGAGAGCACUAUUUUUAAGAAGAAAAAGAAAGAAAAAGAAACCCCCACAGCAAAUAAAGUUUUGAAUCAGAGGCAACUUUCCACCCACACCCAGCAAAUGUGUUUAGAAAUGGGGAGUUAAUUUAUUAUUGCAUGCACUGAAGUUGUAGUGGGGAUAAAGAUAUAAUUGAGCACUUGCCACAUAUUAUUGGACUACCCUUGAAUGUUUCAGCAUGUGCUUGAUGCACCCACCAUAAAUUGCAGUGCUGUGCAAUCACCAUGGGCAGGGCCAAAUCAAGUAAAUCUACAAAAAUACUUCACAAACUGAGGUUCUGCCUCCCCCCCCCCCAAUAAAUCCUGGCUUCGGCCAUGUACAUCAACCCCUCCCCUUUCAUUAAAAUUUGGUGGGGGGGGAUUGUUGUUGCUUUUUAAAAAGUUGAAAUAGUUUGUAGGCCAGCAGAAACGGUUUUGAAAUUUGUGGCGAUAGGAGAAUUAGAUUUGUAAUGUUUGAAAGCAGGCUAUUUUAAGGAAAUAAACAGAAGCUUCAGACUCAGCUAUAUCUGCAGAUAUAUUUUGGUGGACAUAAGCUAUUUACAGUUGUAGUCUAGAGCAGAAAUGGCCAACUUUAGUUGCAAUCCUAUAUACACUUCCUGGGAGUAAGUUCAAUUGAAUUAAGUGUGUUUUACUUAUGAGUAGGCAUGCAUAGGCUUGCACGCUUCAUCAGCAGGGGUGGACCUUUACAGUUCUGUUUAUGUUAGUAAGUGGAAUAAAAGCUAUUUAUUUUCCUCUGCUGAUAUUUAAUUUAUUUUUUAUAUUGGUAUCCAGCCCUUAAUACAAAGAGCUUAGAAUAGCAUUUUAGCCUUGCAGCAACCUGGGUGUGUGUGGCCCAAGGUUGCGGAGCCAUGCUGGGUCAUGGCAAAGGUCCAUCAUUUUGUUUCCAAUGGUUUGGCAAAUGUAUCUGAGAUGUAGGAAGGCAGACACAUCCUUCCCACACAUAUGGCGCCUGGGGGUAGGUUUACUGCUUCUGAACCUGGAAGAUCAUUUGACUGUUUUAGUUAAUAGCCAGCAAGCGAUGGCUGGGUGGGGAUUUGAAUCUUGAGUUUCCCACACCCAUACCUACCACUCUAUUCACUACAGAAUUUGAAAUUGUAUGCUUACAUCCUAAGCAAAAAGGCUUGGGUCCCCAUAUUUUGCAAAGCCAAUCAUUGUAAGUAUAGGUUACAAGAUAUUGCCAUACCUUUGUUUACAUUUAGAAUAAUUUCAUAUUGGUAAAGGGCAGGAAAUCCAAGCUAAAAUUUAAUUCCCAGAUAGUACUAAGCAGGACGUGGUUCAACAUUUGUUAUGACCAAGUUAGCAGCUACAGUUUGCAAUCACAUUUCAACCUUACUCUUUGCAGACUUGCAGAGCAGUCCUAGGGAGAUCAGGUGGCAGGAUGGGACGCGUUCCAUGUCAGGGGAACCACCACUUCCUAAGGCCUUCCAGGCUCACAGCAGCCACAAAGGAAGACAGAUGAGGAAUGGCUUUCCCCCUAGCCUCUCCCCCCUUUUCUUGCAGUAUCUUUCUUUUUAAAAUGUUCUCUCCCACCAAUUCCAAUGGGAGAGAAAAUAUCCACAUCAGCUUCAGGGAUGGCAUAGUUGCCUCCCCAAGGAACAAGGGAAGACCCAUUGCCCUGGCUGUCCCACUGCUGGCUCUCCACAGGUGGUAAAAGCAAAAAGGGAAUAUUUGUGGAGGGAUCCAAAGCUUCCCCCAAGAUGCUUCAGAAUGCCUUUACCACCUGCAGGUUACCACCAUUAGGAAAGCCACAGCAGUGGGCCUUUUCAAUCAGGAUCAAAGUAGGACCUCCAAAGCAGAUUGAUCUCUGCCCACGGAGAGGGAGGUUCAUCUAGAGCUCCUCCCAGGACCUAAGAAAAGAACAUUUAGGGGAUGAACUAGAUACGUGACUGUGUGUGCACACUCACAAGUCCCAGGGUUGAUCUUUUCAAACACUAAUGAUGUGGAAGUUUGCAAAUAAAAGCAUGAAUCUCAUUAGAGACAGGUAAACCCUGCUGCAAAACCUCUUUAACAGAUUGUCAGCGCAAUGGCUAGGAGUAAAGCUAAUUACAUGAGGCAAGUAGCCCUGUGGCUUGUGUGGCCCACCUGUUCAAGGCACGUGUGCGUUAUGUUCUAAAAGGAAACAGGUAUUUCUAGAACAUUUUCAUACAGAACAGAUUGUAACCCAAAUCUGCCUUAGCCAGGCCAUGCAUGGAUUGGGUGAUGAUAUGUAUUCAAAUGAUGAGCCUUAGCUGGCCACCCAUUCAGUUCAACGAGUGCUGAGCCAAUAAGAUCUUUUGGGGCACAGCCAGCUAAAAGGAAACCAGACCAAAGUACAGGAGAGUGAUAGGAAUAGUCUUUUUUUAUCGCAUGUAUACAAGUGCCACGAAAAUUAUGUUGUGUGACUGGCUUGGUCAAGUGGAUCCAGGCUGCCCUGGAUAUUAUGUAGAAGCAUUGGCUGUGAAACGGAUGGUGCUUUCAGAGGAUCCCCUUCAAAAGAGCUUCCCUUCUGUGUUUAUGGAAGACUUGUCAAGAGGUCUACAAAUGUUAGCAGCUUGCUCACUCAGUGUGCUACUCUUUCCUUCAUCUAAAAAGUGUGUGUGUCUAUUUAUAUGGAAAGAGGUGCACAAGAGUGUCAUUUCCAGAAAGGCAGGGCACAGGACAAAAUAGUCUUUUUGAAAUUUCCUCUUUAGUUGCCUGAAGGAAACUCUGACUGGCCAGUUGACCAGGUGAGUAGCUGUCUACAAAAGGCCUCUCUGGUCCAGCAUCCGUCCCUCACAGCAGCCAAACACAUGGCUUUGGGAAGCCCAUAAACUGGCAUAUGGCACCUGCUGUCAAAUAAAAGCGUAACAGUUGCAUGAAUAUGUGUUGCUGGCUCUGUAGGAUUUUACUGAGACAACCUUAGGGCUCAGGACGAUAGUUUGCCCCUUUCCCUUUUAUUUUUUGCUGUGUUGUCCUCCACACUGGAUAUAUCAGUUCAGAAACAUAUAGCUCCCAUAAGCACAUAUCUUGGACUUCUUGACUCACUAUUUGGGAAUCACGUGAUAUAACCACUUCUUACACAUGACCUCCAAAGUCAAUCAGCUACACUAUUUUCACUAGGCUACCUAUCUAUAACUUGCUUACCUGGGGCAUUUGUGGCAACACCAGCAGCCCAGAGAGAAAGGAAGCCAUUUAUUGGAAGGCUUCUGUUGGUCACCUGGAGGAAAUCCUUAAGUGCCACAGGUGGCCAGGCAAGAGCUGCUCUUUGUGACACUGGCAGCAGCACAGACCCUGUGAAACGGCCUCCGGAAGGGGUGCUUUGCAGAAUCAGCUGCUGGACUGAGGUUGCUGCUUGCAUUGUUCAAAACAUCUGACAGCUAAAGCGAUCCAGGAGGAAUGCAAGCAAAAGUUUAAGUAGAUUAAUGUAAGCAGGGGGAGGGGAAAAUAAAAAAAAGUAGUUUUUCUUUCUCUUCCCUUAUCAACAGCGAAUCCCUUCUCCGUGGAGAAGGGGGGAAAGUUGCAAAUUGAAACAGUGAAAAGGACUGUCCGUGUAACGCCAGGUCAGCAGCAACUGCAUUAAUCAUUUUAAUCUGCCCCAUUGAAAUUAAUGGGAUGUCACUCGUUUAAAACCGGAGUCAGCAGACACACAAGGGCUGUCAGAUACUCAAGUAAGCAAACUGGAACAAGCUGAGCAGGUGAACAAUAUGUUGAUUGGAGGCAUUUUCGGAAUCCUUUUGCCUAUCUACAUGAGGUGCGAAAAUGUGUCCAGCAUUUCAAGUCUAUGGAAUCCUUUGUCACUUGAAAUGCCUUGAACAGUCCAAGAAAAAUUAGGAAGCAAUGUCAGAAUUAAUGAAUACAGCUCCUAAAACAUCUUGGAACUGAACAAAACAAAUAGACAGAAGACUCUUGUCCUCAUCUCAGUAUUUUAUUCCUUAAGUCUUGAGUUAUUAUACAAGUUCCGUAAACUAUUGAGUGUCUUCUUCCCAUUCCACACCAUCCUAUUCAUUUGUGAGCCAAAUAUUCCUAUUUUGUGUCUUUGAGCUAUGGUAAAGAGCACGCUGGAGCCUCUUCUCCUUUUUAUUUUGUAUUGGCAUGUUCAAUAAAUAGGGAGUAUUGGCCAAUGUUAGUCAUCCUCAGAGCGGAGCUACUGAAACAAAGGCUUAUUUGAGUAUGACUUAGUUGGGAUACCAGCCAUAGCAUUCAAUAUCCCUUAGUAUUUUGUACAAGGUGACCAAAUGGAAAGCAGCACAGAGGCCCUGUACCAAUUUAUGUUACUGGAAAGAGGAUUUUGGCCAAUGCAUCGUCACACAGGGAAGAGAAAAGCGGCCUCUGCCCAAACCCCAUCUCCAGUUCUUCAAGACGCCAAGAUCCCUGUCCUGUCCUCUCUUGCUUCUGGUCAGCUGGUUUUGUAUGAUGCUGCCUUUACUACUUGGGUUAAAAUGAAGCAGAAUAUGUCCAUAAUAAUAUACCUUGCUGACCUCUGCAAUCCCAUUCAGAUUUAGGUCCAUUCAUUUCUGUGGGGUUGUUGUGCCUGACUUGCCGCAGGGUCUGUACCUCUGACUCUUAGGUAUUUUUGUAUCAUUUGUGUUAAAAAAUGAAGCUCCCCCCCCCACCCCCUUUACAGAAUUUCAAAUACAGAGAAGUGAAAGCAAGAAAGGAGAGGUUUAAAAUUAUUACGAAGAGAAUAGUUACCUUCUUUUAUCACAUAUAUUGAUAUAAAUUGGCCUGACAAGAAGAAAGUGUUCUUAAUAAACAAUCUAUUGGUUAUUCUUGCUAGAAUUGAAGUGCUGUGAUAACGGAUGACUACAAAAAAUAUAAUUAUACUGCAUUUUCUGUAAAUUAUUUUGUGUGUGUGUUCCCAAUUAAUUUCUUCUUUAUGUUAGUAUUUUGUUUUUUUAAAAAGCCAGGCAUAUAAAUGCUUCAGGUUUGUGGCCUAUUCCUGUAUGGUUUGCUUGGAAGUACCUUUGGUGGCACGUAGAGGAUUGUGGCUUUAGUUGCAUGUUGUUUGCCAGGCUGUGUGUGCAAAGGGACAGGGGCCACCCUCACCUGGUGUGCAGGUCCCUGAGGUGGAAGACAUGUAGCCAACAGCAAAUUCCUAUAAGUAGCUAUGGUAGAAACAAUGACUAAACAUUUUUUUCUAUAGAAAAGUUACAUAUAGAUGUGCCAACAGAGAAAAGGAGGAAAUGAAUUGGUCUUAACAAAUUAUAACUUUGUUUCUUACACAUCUUGAUAGUCCUGGGGGAUGGGGAACAAGCUUAAUGGAAAUGAGAGAAAGCCUUUAUGUUUCGCAGGUUUUGUUUCUAGAAAUGGACCUUUUCGUUAGUUAUUAUUUGUGGUCUGCUGGAGAGGAAAUUAAAAAUAGAAUUAAAAUGGUUCUAAAGUAGAAUCUUACAUAGGAAUUGAGAGGUCUACUUUAUUAAAUCCCCAUAAUAAAGUUAAUUAUGAGCUGGUGGUGGAGAUAUGGAACACUUUUAAUUAAAGCCUGUUUGCAAUUUUGGACAAGGAUAUCCAAUACAUUCAUCCAGAAUAAACUACAUUUUCAGUUCAAGGAAAACUAUGUGUGCGCUUUUUAUGUAAGAGUUUAAAAAGUGCUGUUGGAUCAGGCCAUGGGCGCACCGAGUCCACCAGGCCAAGGUUCUGGAGAAGUCUGCAGCCAGGGAUGAAGGCAGCGGUCCAGCUCCGAGUUUGGUCCUAGCUGUGAUAUUCAAGGUUUCCUGCCUCUGAAGGUGGAAGUACGAUUUCUCAAGUAUAGCUAAUCGCCACUGAUAGACCUAGUUCCCAAUAAAAAAGUGUCUAAUUCUUCUUUAAAGCCAUUCAAGCUAAUGAGACCCCCCCCAUCUCCUGACAGUGAAUUCCACAUGCUUCUUUUUGUUUAGUUUCUUUGGGUGAUCAGUGUUGAUCAUUUUGGUUUCCCCUUUCUAGGUCUGUGAUGCUCUUUUUUGAGAUGGGGCAACCAGAUGAGAGCACACACACACCUGCUAGCCUUGACUGUUUCAUAACAGUCUAAUAAAAGGAAAUUAAAGAUCACUCAGAAAAAUAAGGGAAAUGAAAAGCAGGAAGUUAGGUAAAUUUACAUUCCUGGGUAGAGGGGAGAUUUAGGUGCAAGUUUUUUUCCUCUCUAACUAACUUUGAGAUUUUUCUUAUAGAAAGUUUGUUAGGCUACCAUUCCGUGAGAGAUGGCAUUAGUGUGACCUGGUAGUCAACCAUACAUUGAUGGUAGGCAGAGUUCGGCUUGGGAGAUGUGCCGACGAGGCUUAAAGGAUCCAGUCACCAGGGGCCAGAGCAGCCAGGCAUUGUCCAUGUCUGUUCAUUUUUCUUGGGGGCAAAGCUAUCACUAUAAAAGGCAGGAAAACAAACCAAAAAUAUUAUCAUUCAUUUAAGGUUUAAAUACUGUAAUCUAUUUCUCAUUUGAAUCAUUUUAAAUCAAAGUGUUGCCCUACUAAGUUGCUGAGGAGAAACAAUUUGCUGGUAUUACUGUGGCACAGAAAGGGUUGUCAAGCGGUGCAAUCUGAGCAAGUUUCCUUGAAAGUGCAUCUUCAGUGCUGCUUAAUCCCAAUGAAGCUGGCGUAGGAUUGCAGCCUCAGACUGCACAGCUGAGCACAGUUACUUGCAGUAAAUCCCAUUGAAUAAAGUGAGGCAGUUUAAACACAGACUUGGGUCCUGCAGGUUUAGCAGCCCACCUGUUGUUCAAAUUCAAGCAAUAUGUUGCAAAUUUCUUAGGCACAAAGUGCUUAAAUCUUUCCCAAUGAAAGAACAACACUACUUAACUUUUGUCAAUCUGAAUCAUCCCCAGCACCUCACAACUCUUUAAAUGUGCCCCAAAUUUCAUGGAAAGGUUUGUUGCAUGGUUUAGAUUGCUUUAUUUUGAAUCCAGGUUGUUCAUCCUGAUUUUUACCAUAGAUAUUCCAUAGAUUCCCCCUCAACACUUAAUGCACGAGUGAAUUUUGCUCCAGAGUCCACCUUCUUCACUUACUUUAAUCAAAUAUGAACCCUCUGUGUAGUCGAAGGCUUCAUAAAAUACCAAGCACAAAGACAGCAAUGGGGGGUGGGGUGGGGUGACCAUUAGCUUUGCAGAAGUUUACUUUACUUACUGAAUUCCUAAUAAUGUCAGCAUUUGGUGGGCUGGGAGAAAGCCAGUCUUGUCUGGAUGGACAUACUUGAAAGUUAUCCAUUUCAGUAAAUAGCUUGUAGUCUUACCUUGUAACAAGAUAUGUUUCUACCUUAGAAUGAUUGUUGUUGUUGUUGUUAUUCUGCCCUUCACCCGGAGAUCACAGGGCAGUUAAAGAUCGAACUCCCUUUCUGGAGGUUCUCCAUAGUUCAGGCAGGGGAGCACCUAAGCACAGCCCGCAAGCUUCCUCUCCCCUGUGUUCCCCAAGGGUCCAGGGAAGACGUGGGGCAGGAGGAAGGUUGCUGCUGAUUUCAGGCAUGUGGUUUUCUGACGUGUUAUAACCAUUGGAUGUGCCUAAAUUUUUGUAUUAGCACUAUUACAUACCUGUGAUACUUGUAACAAAAAUCCAUAAAGAAACCUUGGAGGGAGGAGCACAGAGUAGUAAAACCACCAGAGCCUAGGGAUUUAUUCAUAGAAUCCCACAAUGGUAGAGUUGGAAGGGACCACUUGGGUCAUCUAGUCCAACCCCCUGCAGUGCAGGAAUCUCAGCUAAAGCAUCCAAGACAGAUGGCCAUCCAACCUCUGCUUAAAAACCUCCAAGGAAGGAGAGGCCCCCGCCUCUCGAGUCAGUCUGUUCCACUGUCACAAUAAAUUAUUCUGCUGUCACUCAUAUCAAACACAUUGUCGUUUUCAAGCACUGAGGAAUUGACUUCAGAUAAUCCAAGAUAUACUAUUUUAAUGUUUUGGAUGUAUCAUAAAGAGACUCAUAAUAUUUAGUGAAUAUCUGAGUAGUAGAAUACACUUUGCUGCCAUCAGAGCUUUGAAUAUAUGGUGUUUUAGAUAUUUUUAAGUCCCGUGAUUUCAAAGAGAAAGCAAUUGCCCCAUGGAAAUCAACGGGACUUUUAAAAAUAGCACUUGUCCCUGAGCAGAAUGUACUUCCCCCAUCAAAUACGGUUUAUUCCCCACUGAUUGCUAGCCUGAAAUAACUUGCAUGGAGAUGUUGAUGCAAAUUUUGGAGCACAAGUCAAGCUUGGUUACUUUUGUCAAACAACUGUGUGAUAAGAGUUUUUAUCAAUUGGUUGGAAGAGAAUGGAAAUGGUGAUGGGGCAGGAAGACAUUGCAGAAAUUAGAGCUACAGAAGCAGUUUCCCAUAAUAGCAGGAUAGCCAGCAGCCCUACAUUUAGCCCUAAAAUACACCCAGCCACUUUGGUCUAUGGAACUGGCAGCUUUACCUAUGGCAUAUAAAGUUUGCUCCACAUGUACAAGGAACCAGCCUUUUACUGUGGCAACACCUGGGACUCCUCCUUAGGCCAGCAUAUGCAGACAUGAUAUUUUAUUUAAGAACCAACUCUGUCGAUUUUGUCUAUAUUUUGACAACUUCAUUAUGUCUCCUUGUUCUUAAAGUCUGUAGAUUUUAUCAGUACAGUGGUAUCUCGGGUUACAUACACUUCAGGUUACAGACGCUUCAGGUUACAGACUCUGCUAACCCAGAAAUAGUACCACGGGUUAAGAACUUUGCUUUGUGAGAACAGAAAUCGUGCUCCGGCGGCGAGGCAGCAGCAGGAGGCCCCAUUAGCUAAAGUGGUGCUUCAGGUUAAGAACAGUUUCAGGUUAAGAACGGACCUCCAGAAUGAAUUAAGUACUUAACCCAAGGUACCACUGUAUUUUUAAUGAAUAUUUCAUACUAUUUUACAUAAACUGCUUAGAGGGUGUUUUUUCUUUCUUUUAUUUGUUGUUUAUAAAUCUUGUGUAAAAUUAGGAAGUCACGUCUGCUGAGGCUCAGACCCGAAGAGUCUGCAUAUUCCUCAUGGCAGAGCCUGAUGAGUGGAGCAGAGUGACAGCUCAAAGCUGAGAGCAAAAGCCAACCAGAAAGUCACCUGCCUAUGAUUCCGGCUCCCCCAAGAAGAAGGCUUGGACCCUGAUGGUGCAGGCAUGAGCUCAAAGUGCACUAAGCUCUGUAGGGGCACCUGCCCAGGCACCAUCCUCAACACCCCCCCCAUUCCUGACCUUUGUGCAUUCAGUGCAAAGAUCUGAAGGGAAAUUCCGUGUGCAUUCUGCUGAACAUGCUCAGAGGCCUCCCAGCCACCAGGAACCCUGGUAGUACAAGCUGAGCAUUCUGAGGGUCUGGCAUCAAACCUUCGCCCUAAAUGCACAAAUUUCAGGAGUGAAGGAGACCACAUCCGUUGCAUAGCUUGUGCCACCAGCUGCCCAGCCAUGAGGCGCUUGCAGGCAGCAAGGCUUCUCUACACCAGUUGCUGGAAACCUCAGGAGGGGUCCUGUUCUGCUCCCUGGUUUCCCACUGGCACGGGGUGGGAGACUGUGAGAACAGGAUGCUGGACUGGAUGGGCCUUGGCCUGAUCCUGCAGAUGGCCAUCCAGCCUCUGCUUAAAAACCUCCAAGGAAGAAGAGUCCCCCACCUCCUGAGGGAGUCCGUUCCCCUGUCAAAUAGCGCGAUAAAUUUUUCUGCUGUCCCUCUGUCAUUCUUCUGAAGCACCAUGUCUACCUUGAGCAGGUGACUGAUGGCGCUCUUUUUCCUUUCCUUCUCGCUGCCCUCCUCACAGCUGCUGCCACUCGCCGCCGCCUCUUCCUGGGACGCAAAGCUCCUCACAGCCCAGGGCCUGGGAUGGAAAUGGCACAACAGGCCUCUCGAUCUCAGCCAAGCUGCGUGCAGAGCAUUUCAGCCCCGAGGCUGGGCUGGGCAGCCAACAUGCAGAAGCAUCUUUUUCCCAUUCAAUUUGUGUGCGCCCUGGAACUUCAGGUUAAAAUGCUGAAAUCUGGCAACCCUGAAAUGAAACAAAAUGGCUAACGGACACAUUUCCUUUAUUAUUUAUUUAUUUCAGAAAAUUUAUAUGCCGCUUGAUUGUAAAAAGAUAAAACGAUAGAAUCAAGGAAAUAGAAAACAAUUAUUUUAAAUCAUACGAAAUGCUAAAAUGCUGAAACAUCAAAAUUCCUACCAGCAUUUCUAAGCAUCUGGGCAGGCUUUUCUAAACCGGAAUGUUUUUAGCAGGCAUCAAAAAUAGUAGAGUGAAGGUGCUCGCUCGAUAUCAAUAGGCAGGGAGUUACAAAGGACAGGUGCUGUCACACGAAAUGACUGAGUUCUUACAAAUGCGGAAUGGGUAUCACGGGGCACCUGUAGCAGCGCCAACUCCACUGACUGAAGCGGUCAAGCGGGCACAUGUAGGGAAAGGCAAUUUCAUUGGUGAACUGGUCCCAAGUUGUUAAGUGCUUUGUAAAGAACAGCAGCAUCUGUAGUGGAGAUCUCUGAGCACAGGUGCAAUAUGCUAGCAAAGCCUCACUCCUGUCAGCAAUUGCGCUGCAGCAUCCUGCGCGAACUGCAACCUGUGGAUCAAGCGCGAGGGAAGCAUGUUGGAGAGCAAUCCUGAUGUGAAUCUGCAGUGAACCCCUUUAAGAUGUAGAUGUGUGCAUUUCAGAGUGGAAUGGAGCCACUUUCCAGGAAAAGCUAGCUCAGCAGCCAGGAUGGGUGCCCCAAAGAAAAGGGUAAAAUAAAAAUGCAGCCAGAGCCCCCAUAGUGUUGGGUGUGGGGAAUGCGUGAUAGAGACAGGAACCUGGUGUGUCAGAAGACAAAUGAGGGAAGAUGCAGCAGGAUAAAGGGGGGGGGGAUAAAAAGCAAGCCCACCCCAUGACUGCCUCAUGCCUAACAUGAGUGGGUUCCUCCACCCCAAUGCCCCCUUGCAUAACCUCUCCUUCAAAAACCACAUAUUAGCCUCCUAAGACACCUCUGAGUCCAGGUCAAGAGGGUGAUUUCCCCUGCAAACUCUAUUGAUAUGGUUCUCUAGGCUGGGCCUGCAUAGCUUGUGACCCAGCCCAGCCCUUUUGGCUGGCCAGCCCUUUACUGUUUGCCAGGCUUCCUCAACCUCGGCCCUCCAGAUGUUUUUGGCCUACAACUCCCAUGAUCCCUAGCUAGCAGUACCAGUGGUCAGGGAUGAUGGGAACUGUAGUCUCAAAACAUCUGGAGGGCUGGGGUUGAGGAAGCCUGCUUUUUGCAGUCCAAGGAAGGCAUCAAAUGCAGGAGAUUUGUGGAGGAGCCUCUGCUUGCUUGCCCUCCCUGGCUGUGUUCAGCUUGGUGGGACUGCUCUGGUGCAUCUUGCCAGGCUGAUUAUUUCAAGAAACAAAAUUCCGUCCCUGGGAACUGUUUGGUAAGCUGGCUGGAGUCAAAUUCUCCCCAGUCUCCAUCUCCUGUUCCUUUGUGAAGUUUCCAGGAUGUUUGGCUACUGGAGGCAUAAAGCCUGGAGCAUAAAGAAAGGGAAAAGCCCAAAGCCUCCUGGUUACAGAAGCUGCCCUCAACUGCUUUCCCUGAAGUGAGUUCCUGCAAGUUGCCGGCGACUCGCUUGCACGGAGCAAGUGCGUUGCUGGGAUGUGUUGAGAGUAGCUGCCUCCACAAAGCAUUUGUUAUCCAGAGAGGCACCAGAUGUCCACCCAGGCCCUCGAGACCUCUUCAGGCCCAUAGCCUUGUGCUCCAAGCAGAGGCUUUUGGCUUCCAUUUCCACCCCACUGACUCUGGGCAUGCUUCUCCCUGGUGUUUGUGGUCACUUUGCAACUUUAUUCUUUGGAACAUUAUGUGUUGCGACAGAAGGGCAAGUGGCUUCCCAGUAUUUGUUACAAAUCUGUGGAGCCGAGCCAUCUGUCAGCAAAACAGGAAGGUCUGGGUUCCCUUUCUCUCCAGGGCUCGGUUUGCUAUUUUGGGGAGUGCCCCCUCUCCCCGCCUAGAAGGAAGCCGGUGUGGUUCGAAGCGCAGGACUCCUGGGCGAGAGAGGGCCCACGACUGAAGCGGCUGCUUCUUCUUCGCCCAUCUGCCGCGGCUGGAGGUGUAUUCAUUAUUGAUGGCAGUAGCGGCGGUUGCUGCUCGCUAUGCAGGCCUGCCUGGGUAAAUGAGACAUUCUUCAGCAAAUUGCUUCGUUUUUUGAUUGCUGAUUGUACGCGUGUCACCAAGCUGACUCAAGGUUCAUCGAUGCAUGCUCAGUAAAUUAGAAAGAACAUAACUAUGGAUCAGCCAAGAGAAUGAAUUCUUUGCCUACAAUGACCCGGGGCCAUUUAAUUUUCUGCUUAAUUUUGUUGCAGUCAGUUUGCAUUUUGGGUUAUUAUGCAGUAGGAAAUUAACAAUAAAUAACAAAUUUGGUCCUCCUGUGCUUGUAAUGAUAUUUUUAUAAAUCUUUGUAAUGCUCUUUUUAAAAGGAUCAAGGUCUGUGCCAGCCUGAUACCCCCACAAGUAUGCAGGAUGGGAAAGAAAGAGAGAGAAAAAUACAUUAGCCCUGCUAGAUAAUCUCAUAGUUAAAUAGCAAAGAUUCCCCCCCUCCGUCUCUCUCUGCCCCCCACCCACUUUCUCUCCUGUGAUUUUGCAUUUCACAUUAAACUUAAGGCUUUUCUUUUUCUCUUUCCUUCAGAUAACUUGAGGAAAAUGGAAACAGAUGAGGCUCAAGAUAUGUCCCAAGUUUCAGGUGAGAUCACUAAAAAAUAUGACUUAGAAAGGAGGACACACACACACCCUGCUUCCAGCCUGGAAUCCAUUUAGUUCUCUACCAGAACACAGUGUUGUUAUUGUCAGUGUAAUUGCUUUGGGUCUUUUGCAUUGCCAGAGUGGAAAUCAGGAUAUAAUUAAUGUUUAUCACUUCAUAUCAAGCCCAGUAGUGCCUGGAUUUCUUUUUUUAGUAACUUAAAGAUAAAGGAGCCAAAGAGAGGGGAGGGGGACAUAUCUUAAUCAUUCAUUCAUUCAUUUAGUUGAUUUCUAUCCCAACUUUCCUCCAAGGAGCUCAUGGUGGCGGCCGAUAUGGUUUUCCCCUUCCCCAUUUUAUCCUCAUGACAAAUCUGUGAGGUAUGUUAGGCUGAGAAUCACGGAUUGGCGCAAGGUGGGUUUCGUGAUGUGAGUGGGAAUUUGAACCUUGGUCUCCAGGUCCGAGUCUGACCUCUGACCCCGACAUCAUAUUCACUCUCAAAUCAGUCACUUGCAGAUUGUAAAUCUGACACAGCGUACUUGAAGUUUUAAAAAGCUUUUGUUCCCUGAGUAAGAUUGGCAGUCAUGGAAUAAGAAGAGAGGUCCUCAUAUGGAUCAGGAAUUUGUUAAGUAGCAGGAAGCAGAGACUAGGAAUAAAUGGAGGGAGGGAUGCACAAAGUGAAAUUCCCCAAGGAUCGGCACUUGGUCUGUGCUGCAUAACUUGUUCAUAAACGAUCAAGAGUUAGGAGUGAGCAGGGAGGUGUCCAGGUAUGCUGAUGCGACUACGUUGUUCAUGGUUGUUAAAACAAAGAGAGAUUGUGAACAGCUCCAAAAGAACCGCUCCAAACUGAAUGAAUGGGCAGUAAAAUGGCAAAUGCAAUUCAAUGUAUGUGUAAAGUGAUGCAUGUUAAGGCAAACAAACAAACAAGCCACCCUUAAUUUCGCUUAUACACACAGGGGGGCGGGCAGGUCUGAACUGUGGGUGACUGAUGAGGAAUGAGACUUAGGGGUUGUAGGGGAUGGCUCAGCGAAGAUGUUAGCAGUGGAGCAGCAGCUCUGAAAAAGGCAAAAGUCCAUGCUAGGAAAGGAAAAUAAAACUGUGACUAUCAAAAUACUGUUAUAUAUUGUACAACUGCAUUUGGAAAACUGUGUACGGUUCUGGUCGCCUCACCUCAGAAGGGUUAUUGUAUUGUUGGGAAAGGUUCAGGAAAGGACAACCAAAAGGAUCAAGGGGGCGGAGCAACUUCAAGGAAAGGUUGCAGCAUUGGGGCCUUUUUGGUUUAAAGAAAGGGUAAGAAGUGACAAGAUAGAAGCAUGGCAUGGAGAAAGGGGAGAGAGAGGACGCUCACGGAGAGCCUGCGAAGCUGAAUAUUGGAAGACAAAAGAAAUUACUCACCCUGUGCGUAGCUGAACUAUGGAACUCCCUCCCCCAGGAGGCAGGGAUGGCUUGAAAAGAGGACUGGACAAGUUCAUGGAGGAGGAGAGGGCCAUCGAUGGCUCCUAGCCAGGACCUCUUAUUUUCUGCCUCCACAGAGGCAACAAUGCUUCCGAAUUUCAGGUGCUGGAACCCACAGGAGGGGAGAGUGUUGCUCUUGUGCUCAGAUCCUGCUUGUGGGUUUCCAUAGGCAUCUGGCUGACCACUGAAAGCAGGAGGCUAGACUAGAUGGGCCCUGGUCUGAUCCAGCAGGCUCUUCUUCUUACAUUAUCAUCUCAGUUCAACUCUCCUAGUGAGCAAUUGGUCACAUGUCAUGGGUGACUCUGGACAGAGAUCUGCAUAAGCAUUGAAGGUUCUCAUGGGUUUCAAUGAACUUCACCAUGUGCCUUGGAGACAUACAGCUGGAUUCAUCUUUGCCUCACCUGUGUAUAUGGUAGCCUGCUUCUUGCAUCUUCCUUGCUGAACUGGUGUCUCCGUCUGUGAGAUAUUCAUAUUUCGAUCAGUGUAAUAUUUCUGCAGAUCCGAACACUAGGGACCCUAGCAAAAAUAAAUUGGGGUGGAAUUAUUCAUUUUUAGUAUACCUUAUUUGUCAAAUUGCUAGUGUUCCUCUGAAGCUGUGAUUUCAUUUUUAGGAUAAAAAUCUGAGAUGUACUGUGUUGAUUUCAUGCCACAGUUUCAUGUAUGGAUUCAGGGUUUCCUCUUUCCCUGAAGCUGCUCCUGCAAUGGUUAUGCAAACCACCUUUUAUACUGGGCAGCAAGAAGCCUGUCAGUUGCAAGGUGAAGGAGUUGUGAGGAGAGAGUUCUCUGUGGUUCUUUUUUGGUGUGAUGAGACGCAAUAUGAUGUGAAGGUUGCAGACCUGCCAAUACUUUAGGCCUCAAGUCAGCUGCCGAGACUUGAAAGCUUCCUGGUCCACCUACCAUACAUGGUUUUGGUGACUAUGAAGAAAAAGAUUUGGAGAGAUUGCAGUUGGGGCUACAGCAGGAAGCAGACCAUUUUAGGAGAUGCCUCUUCUCCAAGUUCAGUUGCCAGGGUCAAGGCCUUGUAAGAACUGAAUGCAAGGUUCAGCAAUCAUAUCUUGGAAAUGUCAGCAGAUCUAAGGGGUUUCCCAGAGGAUAUCCUUGUGUGACACUCUUUGGGGCAUAUAGAAGCAUUUAUAAUUAUGGCAGCUUUGUGAAAGAAGUGGGGGAGUCAUAUAAAAAAUGUUUAGGGGUACUCUCAUUUUGACUCAAGAAAAUCACAAUUUUAUAGUUCAAAUUGUGGAAAAUAAAUACAGUAAAUGGACAAAAGUACAAAGAUUCACAAAAUGUUUAGGGGUCUUUGUCCCCCCAGAAAAAAAGCACUGAUUAGGAGAUAGGCACAUAAAAUAACCCAGUAUUUUUCUCCCUCUGAAUAUAGAUGUGCAUAUAUCUACACUGUCAUUGUUAACUUUCUGCCCUCAAGACCCAGUUCUACCCCCUGGGUGGCAUUUCUCUUUGGGGUCUACAGCAUUUGUUCCUACCAUACCAAAUGCAGCUUAUCAAUAUAUUGGGGGGGGGGGCACCAGUGACCAACCUCUUGUUUUCCCCCACUUCCAAGGGCUGCUAAAACUGGGGGGUUGUGAAGCACCAGGCGAGCCUCACAAUGCACAGCUUGUGAGCUGUGUUAGCUUUGUGUCACAUAAUGCAGCACUAUCACAACGCAAAGUUUCAUAUGGACGGGAGGGGGUUUAAAGUGACCUUUUUGAUAGCUUGAAGAGAUAUGCCUGGGCGAAUCCUCUUAAAAGCAGCCUGAAUAGGUGAUGAGGUACCAUUUUUGGAGCAUUUCCUCUUGUCUGUGGUUUCCUGUAGAGACACCUGCAUGAGAGGCUGGGGGUGAGGAUUGGGGUGGCAGGUGAGUUAGACUGUGCAAGGCUUCAGCAGCUGGAUAUUGAGGAAGGAAGGGUUUCUCAUCUCAGCAGGCAUCCACUGCAGUUAUUCCUCCAGAACUGUCUUCACUCCUUAACAGUGAGCCUCUGUGUAGCUCGCAUCUCCAUAAAGACAAAACUAUGAUAGCAACAGCAGCACAUUCAGGUUGAGGUUGUACACUUUUCCAGAAGGGCCAAUAUCAUGAAAUGAAAUCUCUACAAGCGUAGGCCAUAUUCCUCUGGAUAUCCUGUGCUGGGGGCAGGGGAGACAAAAACAGCGGUACUUCAGACAUCCUCCUCCUUCUCAUGUUUGUAUGCCGCCUUUCCAUAGUUCAAACCAUGCUCAAGGCAGCUUGCAACAUAGAAAGAUAUACAUAAUUAAAACAUAACCACAGUAGUCACAAACAAUAAAACACUUUAAAACUACAUGGGCAAAUUGCACAGUUGCCACAUAUAUCAUGGUACGAUAAAAAAAUUAAAGAUACCAAAAAAAUAUCAAUAACCUAAAGGAAAACACCAACAAAACCCUCUGAAUGAAAACGGUCUCAGCUUUUGCAGCUGGAGUCAGUCUGGGCUCCAUCUUCCCGAGCAGGUGGAAAAAGGCCUGUCUAGCAGGGAGGAGGUCUUCUUGGACUCACAGCCGAAAUGGCCUCUGCUUGUCUAAUAUUAUUUUCAACAGAACAAAUAGAAAGCAAGAUGCCUUGCUGCAAAAUUAUGUUCUGCUGCCAUAUGACUCUGGUGAAUUUUAACACUUGUGAAUCGGGUUGGAUAACCACACUUUUCUGGCGGUGGAGACUCUUGUAUAAACUAGAGCUGAAGGAAAUAGCCAGGGUUGUCAAAGGCUCGAUCCAGCUAGAGGAGAUGUGAGAAAAAAUUCCUGGUUACCAAAUGGGAGGGUAAUUGUGGGUGGGGAGGAUCAGUUAACCUUUCAGUUGAGUUUGUGCUACCCAUAUCCUCUUUUCAAGUCGCUCACAGCAGGUGCGUGCCAUCUUUACGCAAGACCUCAAACACUUGGUUGCUGUGCUUGGCCUGGGCGCAACUGGACAUUACAAAGGAAACGCAGGAUUGGGAGGUGGGGGUGGGGUGCUUGAAGGGGGAAGGGGUUAAACACACCUCCUGCUUGCCUACAGAUCCUCCUUUCCUGUUAUCUCUGUAGAAAUAGGUUUGCUAAGAUAAAUACUGAUUUCACAAACCUAUAGAAAAGUAACAUCAGGGCUACUAAAACUUACACUGAAUGCAUCCCCAGCCAAGAGAAAAUGAGAUCCCUUCCAGGUGGAUGUAACCCCAAGGGGAAAUGGGUCAGGGAAGAGGGAAAUGCCUCUUCCUUAAUUUAUAGGAUGGGUCCCCGAGUUAAUUUCACCGUCCCACAUGUAGUCCUCCACUUGCAGUUCCCCAUCCCAUGGCCAUAGUUUCUCAGUCCCUGCAGCUUCAGCUUGAAAGGAAUCUCUCCUCACAUGGGAACUUUUUUGGUGGUGUCUUUGGUUUAUCUUCAGCAGCACAGAGGCCUUGAGGAAAACGAAACCUGCCAUUUCUGGGCUACUCACACGUCCAACAUUUAAAGCACACUCACUCACUCCAAGUACCCAGGGACUGUAGUUUAAGGGUGCUGGGAGUUGUAGCUCUGUGAGUGGUAAACUACAGUUCCCAGUAUUUGGGGGAGGGGGGAGUAUGCUUUAAAUGUACAAGACCCGUACAGCUUCCGUUCAAGUUUGGUAAACCAUUUGCUGAAUAAGUCAGAGAAUCUCAUCUCUGUUCUCCGUGCCUCCUUCGUUGGUGCCAUAUGCAGUUCUGCUAAAUGCAUGCCAGCACUGCUGUGUCUCCAGUUUUAAUGCGGCAAUGGCUGCCUCAUAAAAUAUUGCUUUCAGGAGGGGGAUAUAAGUGUGAACUCUGAGCUUAUCAUGCAGGCUGGAGAGUUCCGUUAGGAGCCAGCGAUGGCCAUAUUCCAAGAACUGGGAACAGAUGUGCCAUUCUUGUCUCAUUUACAGUUGCUGGCUUGCUUAUCUGCUGCCUUGAGCAAGACUGGAUCCAAAUCUGCCUAAAGCCAGAGAACAAUUCUGUUCUCAUAAGAAGAACUAAGUUUAUGCUCUGCCUGCUUGUGUUCCACACUAUCUAAAGUGACUUUCUCUGUUAUGUCUUGCAAGCCCAUGUAACUGGGAAGUGUGUGUAUACUAUAUAAUCUCAUAUAUCAAUAUGAUGUAGGUAGAGACCCCUUGUGUGGAUCUUCCCCACCCAUGUAUCCUCGCUGGUUCAGGCUCCACCCACCUGGCUACCCUUCCACCCACCUGCCAUCUCCUCAGUUCCCACCAAUGCCCAGCUUCACCCAAGCUCAUAUCUGUGGUUCACUUAUCUUGAAAUCAGUUAGAGGUCAAGUUGCCAACCCAUUUUCUUCUCCUACAGUCUGAUAUUCAAUGUGUCUACUGGGAAGUGAAUAUAGUCCCACUAAGUUCAACAGGACUUACUUCCUGCUGAGUAUAUGUAGGAUUUGAGCCUCUAGUCUCUGUGGAUUCCCUUCUGUGUCACCUCCACCAUGAGCUCCCCAGGAGACCUAGAGCAAGCGGCUGCUCUCUCAGCUUCCAGCCUCUACCUGCAAGAUUUACUUAUAUUUAAGAUUUAUACCUUGCUUUUCAGUAUUAGCACCCACAAGGCGACUCACAAUAGUCAGUAAGAACAAUAGGAUUCGGUUCAAUACAAUUUUUAAAACAGCAAAAUAUUUUUUGUAAAAGAACCCAACAGAACCAGCACAUUAAAAAUAUCAGCUAAAAAUAAUUAAAAGAAUCUCAAAUAUAUAUUUAUUUAGGACAUUUGUUGGCUAUCCAAAGUCCUCUUAGCGGUUCAAACAUUAUACAGUAUCCAAACAUUCUAUAGUUCAAAUUUUAAAGCAUUAAUUUAAAAAUCAAACUCAAUCAUUCAAUGUUCUGUCUUGUUAAAUCUAGAGGUCGCAAUGCUGAUUUAUCUUACUGACUUCUUGUAAGGAUUACCAAGAUAAUAUAUGUGCUGUGGUUUGAGUACUGCAAAAGCUCCAUCAAAGUGUUAAGUACGGUAUUAGUAAAAUAAUAUUUCAGAUCCUAGGUUCUCUUCUCAGUAUCCACUACGACCCUAAUUCAACUGAAGUUGGUUGCAACAAAGUCCCCUUGAAACGAAGGGGGAGGCCUACUGGCGUUUGCCCCCAUUUUUGCCUUCCCAUUUGCAGGUAGAAAAAAUAGGACAUUUCUGCAACUUGUGGGGAGUACAGAAUAGGAGCAGAAGGGCUCCUCUGGGUGACUGGUGUCUGCUGUGGAACUUAAAGUAUGUAAAAUGGUGAAAUGGGGAGAGUUUGUCAGGAAACCCCCAUCCUAUUUCAUGCUAAAAGUUCUCAAAAAAAGAGUUUCCAUCUCAGUAAUUGAAAUCAAUGGAGCAAAUUAACUACAACCAGGGAGUAAGGAAACUUACUUCUGAAUAUGAUGGAACUGGUAGUCAUGACUAACUUGAGCUUAGAUUGAGGCCUCCUGUAGUGUGUGAUCAGUAGGCUUGCAUUAUGGAACCAACCUUCAACUUUGGUUACGCUAACAGUCUCCUCUGUUAUGACUGUGGACUCGUCAUAGGUUGAAGGGAAAAUUGCAAAGACAGGACUAAGUUGUUCAGUUUCUCUGGCAAUACCAGGCAAAGGAUCUCCCAGAAAUCCUGCCUCCGAGUUUUGUAUGAAAAGGUGCUUAGAGAAACAUUACAAACUAAAGGCACAGAGGCGAAUUGUGGCACCUAUUUUGUGUUAAGUCUUUAUUGAGCAGCAAAAGAAUGUAUUUGGGCCUCAGACUUUUUGAUGGCGUUUUAAUACUUCAACCCAAUAUUUGCUUCUUGUUUUGCAAUUGCAUACCUAGCCCCAGUUAAUAUUCUGUGCAUGCCUCUUAGAAAUUAAAUGGAGAAUGGCUAUUUCUCCCCAUCUUUCCACUUUAAAAGUCAUUUGCUACAAAAUGUUAGUAUGAUUACAUAUCUAUAAAAUUGCCAUGCAGGAGUGAACUUAUCAGGGUAUAACAACAUAGAUGAAGUUAAGGCAUGAAAUAUGAAAUAUCAUGCUCUGGCAUCCAAGAGAAGAGGUGCCCACAUGGAUUACUUCGAAUGAGCUUUUUAGAAAAGAAAGGCUUUGCUGGGAGACAUACUGGGUGGAGAACAAAGCCCCGUUAGGUGACAACAGCAGCUCAAGCAGAGCUCAGAGACUGCAAUAGGGGGUUUGCCUUCACAAGUCUUGUAAGUGGACAUUUCACGAGCUGCUUCUUGAACUUUCCUAGAAUGAAUCAGGUGGACCAGGGUUCAAGAGGCCGUGGACUUCCCCUUCCCACCCAUGGUAUUUUAAAACAAAAAACCAUGCUGCUUUCUCAUCGCACAAAAAAUAGUUUCUCAUUUGAGCUAUGGAAGGAGACUAGACAUGCAAUACUAUUAUUAAUAAUAUACAUUGUAUUUACAUACCACUUAUCUGUCAAAAUGGCUUUUACGUGCUUUGCAGGUAUAGAAGCGAUUACAAAGAAUAAAGCCACACAUAAUUAAAACACACAGUGAAACAAUUUUAUCAAAACAUUAAAAUAAACACCAACAAUUAAAGCAUAGAAUAAACAAACCUAUCAAAACAGCAGGACAAUUGCAAGUUGAAACAGCAGUUACAAUGGUUUAAAUAGGAGGCUCAAGUCAGGAGACUGGGGAAUCCUUGUCAAAAGAGUCUUCAGGAGCUGGUGGACGGCCAGCCAAGCGGGAUGAACCAUGAAGCAAAAUAAGCCCCUGUUGAGGGCAUCAAGGGAAGGGGCACUACAGAAAUCCUCCAUUGCUGGAUUUACCAUGGACCAUAUGGUGCAGCUGAACCAGCUUCCACAAAAAAGGCUCUCACAAUAAAUGGGGAAAAAAUAAAAAUACAACAACAACUUAAUAAUAUAAAUUAAUGAUAUGUGGUUUAUUUUUGUUUAUAUUUUGAAUUAGAUAUAUAGGGGGGCACCAAAAUCUUUUAAGUGCUGAGUACCCGUACUAAGGGGGCCUCCUAUGUUUCAGCAAGGAGUACCUUUUGCAACACUGGUGUAACAUAGAUACUGUCCUGGAGAGAACGGAUUCUCUACUAUUGUGGGGGUGGGGUGGGGAUGUAGGUAAAGCAUCUUCCUACUUGUGGAGGUAGGAAUUACCCAAAUUACCCAUGAUAUGAAUCUCUUUGUGCAUUGCUCAAGACACAGCGCUUGUUGUGUGUCAGGGGCCCCAAAGUGCAACUGACACAGGCUGAGUCCAAUCUAAGUCAUGAGAAGCACAAGCUGCGCCCUUUACCCGUCCCCCCUUAGUCUUCAGAACUCGGCUGCUGUGACUGCCAGCCUGGAGGCUAACAUGAGGGCACAUUCUAUUUCGAAGGUUCUGGAACCUUGAGGUCAUUCAUUUUUUAUUUUUUUUUAAACGAUAUUUAUUAAAGUUUCAAAAAAAGGAUACAUAGAUAAGAAAAAGAAAAAUAGAGAAAAGAAAAAUACAAAAAAAAAACAAUUAAAAACAAUUCCAUCUUUUCAUCACUUAUCUUUCAUUUACUUGUUUCCCGGACCUCCUCAUGCCUCCCUUUUUUGUAUUCCAGUUCAAUUUAUUAGUUCAGCAAUUCCUUUCCCUCCUUAUUUUAUCCUGAUCUUUAAUCUUAAUAUAUUAUAGCAUUAGGUUUUUACGUAUUCUAUUUAUUUAUUUUAUUUAUUUAUUUAUUUACGGCUAUUAGCCCAUAAAGUAUGUACAAACAUAAAAGCACAGAGGCAUAAAGACUAAUAUAUUCGGCACCAGAAGGUGAACACCAUGAUGCAGGGGUGGGUCAUUGAGCAGAGCCAGAUAACAGCUUGGGGCCCGGAGAGCUCCAAGGGACGGAUCCCAGAAAAGGAGAACUGAAGACGGGAUCCGACAUGCACUCUCUUCAAAACUGUCCGAUUAGUUUUUGAUGUUGUUGUUUUUGGUGGUUUUUGUGUGUGAGAUAACUGCAUUCAGGAAUCUCGCCACCUGCAGAGUUACAGAAGGAUCUGUAUCCUGCAAAAGUAGUGCGGCAUGUGACUCAGCAGGCCUGCCAACCAAGCGCAGUAAAGCAGGGCCCAGGAAUUUAGUCCUGGCUAUGCUAUGUAGGGGACAGUUGAACAUUAUAUGUGAGAGAGAAUCAACAGUUUUCCCGUCACACACGCAUAGCGGAGACACCAAACCCUUGGAAAAUCUGUGGCUCAGCAGGUUCGAUGGAAAGACAUUGAACCUUGCACGAAUAAAUGCAUGUCGGUGUGGUACAGAUGAAAGAGAUGACAUGUAUGAUGGAAGGCCAAGUGGUGAGGUUAUUCCGUGAUACCUGGGGGGCAGACACCCUCACCCCCGGCGAGGUUGUGUUGAUUUUCAAUGUCUGCUAAUCUCUGCUCAAUAAGUCUUUUGGCUGAGCGUAAGUUCAUCUUUAAGGAGUCCGCUGGGGAAAUUCCGAUGCUCAGAAGUUUGGCAUGGAUUUUUCCUACCCAUGGAUUGACAAAGUCGUCCCGCCAGAGGCACUGAAAAGGUAAUGGUUGGGAAGCCUGUGCCAGCUGGACAGCCAAUAACCAAAGACUCGCUUCCAGAUGACCGUCUCCAAUGAUGCAAUCUUUAACUCCAGACGUAUGGCUGCGUUGCUCACACACAUGGGGAGUUUCAGGAGGCGACGGAGAAACUGAUUCUGCAAUGUCCCCAACGAUGUUAAAUUGGACCCUGGGGCCCAGAGCGGGGCAGCAUAACAGAGGGUGGAAACCACUUUUGCAUGGUACACCUUCAAUGCAGAAGGGAUGUGGGAGGCUCCGUCGGCCGCAAAAAAUUGGAGUAGAGUAUAAAGUAUUGUUUCCCUUUGUUUAGUAAAUACUGUAUCUGUGGCUUCCAGCUUAGGUUGUAGUGAAAAAGACUCCCAGGUAUUUAAAUUUGAAAACUUGUUCUAAUUGGACUCCAUCUAACUUCCAGCUGUAAGUUUUCCGAGACCUGGUAAAGACCAGGACUUUAGAUUUCCCAUGAUUAAUUGUCAGAUGGUUGAGUUUGCAAUAAGCCGCAAAAAUCUUUAGAGCUCUGCAUAAACCGACUCUAGAGUAGGAAAGGAUCGCUGCAUCGUCGGCAUAUAAGAGCAGAGGGCAGCGAAAAUCAGCUAGGCGGGGGGGCAUGAAUGUUGGCUUGAGACUCAUUCAGAAAGAGCUUCAUAUCGCUAAUAAACAAGUUAAAGAGGAGUGGGGCCAAAAUGCAACCUUGGCGCACACCUCUAUUUAUUGGGACCUCGUUGGAUAGGUUUCCCGCCGGUGUGAGUCUCACUCUAGCCGACGACCCAUGGUGUAAUUGGGUUAUAAGCCAUAACAGCCUUCUAUCUAUGCCCCAUCUCUCUAAUUUCUUCCAUAGACAGUUUCUUGGGAUACUGUCGAAGGCGGCCUUUAGGUCUAUGAAAGCGACACAUAGGCGCCCCCGACUCGGGGCAGAAUAUUUUCUGGCAAGAUGAUACAUGAUUACCAUAUGGUCAGUGGUCGAAUAAUUGUUCCUAAAGCCCGCUUGCUCGUGGCCAAUCAAAUUUGAGUCGUUUGCCCAAUUGGACAGCUUGGACAGCAAAAAUUUUGCAUAGAUUUUCCCGAUGAUAGACAAAAGGCUGAUGUUCCGAUAGUUCUCCGGGUCAGCAGGGGGACCCUUUUAUGGACUGGCACGAUCACGGCCUCCUUCCAUGACCUAGGGAUAAGCCCCGUAGAAUUAAUUGCAUCAAAGACUUUGGCCAGGAUUUCAGCCCACCACCUCGGUUGCGCAACAAUAGCCUCAGCAGGGACUAGAUCCAGCCCGGGGGCUUUGCCCGUUUUCAGAUCUAAUAUCAAGUCCAUUAUCAGGUCUGGGUCGGUAGAGGGCCACAAAGGUAGAUGGUCGGCUCGGAAUUCAGUGGAUGAGUUGGAUUCCUCUGCCAAGGAGAAAUAUUUGCUCAAGAAUUGUUCCCAUGUGGGCGCAGGGAUAAUCGUCAGUGGGUACUUCCUUCCUCUUUUGUUUAUCAAAGCCCAAAAUUCCUGUGGUCUGCGGGAUCUAGAGGCCGCAAUCAAGGCUCGCCAACGCUUUAGAUACCACUCACGUUUGGCCAGCUUUAAAGUCUGUUUGUAUGCUCUUUUGGCUUGUAAAUAGGAGGAUGGUAGAGCCUGGGCAUUAGAGUUUUUGUAUUCAUUAUAGAUGGAACGAAGAAGGGAUCUUGCUUGUUUGCAAGAGGUAUUAAACCAAGGGGCCCCAGCACUGCAAUGCGCUACUUUCGCCUUUUGAGGAGGUAAUGUAAAAAAGUGGUAAGGUUUGUUGUAAGAAGGUUAAAAAUUUCAAAACCGAAUUGGAAUCUUGUAAAUCAGUAGCUAUUUGAGGUAGAUAGGCAGUGAUUUCCCUAUGGAAAAAUCCUGGUAUUUUUGGGCCACAGCCUCCGACCAUUUGAUCCCACUUAUUUUGGUCGCUGAUGAGGUUUCCAGAGGGACUGAGUGUUUAUAGUCCUUCUGGUACCGGAACAAUGACAAAGUGGUCACUAUUGGGAGGUGAUCACUGAAAUGUUGGUUUUCAACCUGGAAGGAAAGUACAUUGACGGCCAAAUUUGCGGAGAUCAAGAGGUAAUCGAUAACACUGUUAGAUGCUGGUCCCAGGUGAGUGAACUCCCCGGUAUAUCGGGGGAAGGUGCCGUUCAAGAAUACUAGAUUCAGGCGAAUGGCCAUUUGGUAAAGGGUCACUCCAGCUUUGUUUACUCUGUUGUCCUUUGAAGUUCUAAUUCUAGCAUGUUCCAAGUCAAAGUUGCCCAAACAUGGGGAGUCCACCAUUUGGACUUGAUUAGUAGGUCCCAAUUUGUGGCAAUUCGAGCAUUAAAGUCUCCCCCAAUUAAGGAGUACGAGUUAGGGCAUUUGGUAUGACAUGACAAUAGGUGAUUUUCAAAUGAUUCCCAUCUCCAAUCAAGAUCAGGUGCUGAGCCUUCGGGGGAGAUAACCAUUAGUAAUUAGUAAUGAGGACUUCCCUUCUGCGAUCAGUCCAGAAAGAGCAAAAGGCGGGAAGCCCGUACCAGGGUGAAUUUGGCGCGAAGUUGGAGUGAGAUCCCAAUCAAAAGACCCCCUUUGGGGCGACCACCUUUCAAGGAAGGGGAGGCCGGAAGUGUUAGAAGAUCAAAACCGUCUAUGGUAAUCUCUUCCUCAUCCCAUGUUUCUUGGAAUAGGAUGAUGUUAAAUGAAUUUAUGUACUUCCUGAAUUCGGGGUCUGAUUUUUGGUUCUCCAACCAGCAAUGUUCCAGCUAAGUAUUGAUAAUGUCGGGUCCUUGUGCUGUCCCGGUAAUUGUCACUUUGAGUUGUUUAAUGGGUUCUUGGAGGUAGAGCGAGGACCCAUAAGGAAAUCAGUAAUUUUAGUUUGUGCGGAUAAAGUCUUCUUCUGUGUUGAUUGAAUCCGUGAUUUGGGAACAUUAACAGGCAGGAAGGGCUUUGCCGGGGAGAAAGAAUUAGGCAAAGUUGGUAAGGUCGGAUGCUGUUCAUUGAGGUGAGUAGUAGCAAGUCUUUGAUGGGCUAUACUAGUAGAUCCAUCGGAGUUAUCAGUCUUAACCAGGGUAGCACUAGGAGGUGUUCCAGUCAUCACUUGUAGUUGCUGCGCAGCUGGAGAAGAAUUAUCGCGCAGAUGUAUAGAAGGACAUGAACGCGGAGAUGGUACAUGCAUAGUCAUUUCCUGGUGAUCUUCAGACAGGGUAGAUUCUAGCUCAGGCAUUGAGGCAAAGGAAUCGUCAACUUCCGUAUUUUGAUUGGACAUAAGAUCUAAGACGGGAGUAUUGAGUUUAUCAACUUCCUCCACGGUAGAAUGGUGCUGUUGGAGCUGUUGGUCAACAGGUGAUUGCUGAUUCAGAUCAGUAGGGGUAACAAAGUAGCAGGUUGAGAGAUUAUCAGGGCAUUUGAUGGAGACGCCUUGUGGGACGUGGAGUGCCUGCUCUCCUCUCUCAUCGGCAUAGAGGGGUCCCCUUGCGAUAGGAGUCUUUGUUUGAGUAGAUCCAAUCUAUCGAGAAUAGCCUGCUGUUCUUCUGAAGGGAGUUUUCCAUAGGAGAAGAUAAGAUUUCUCUCUUCAGGGAUAUUCCAAUCUCCGCUUGCAAUUGGAUCAUUCCUCAGUGUAGCUAGAUGGGCACUUGAGGUCGCAGAUGGAGCAGGAGGUACCCAGCUAGGUGUUUUCCCCUUUAUUAUAGGAACAGAAGGAGGAAACGAGCGUUCAUUGCCGGUUAAGGUGUUGGCAAAAAGAGGUUUAACACUCGUGUCCUUAAAGACUCUUGAUGUUACAAUCUCCCAGGGUGCCAGCCGAUCUUUCUCUCUUGCAAGGAGAUGUGGGAUCCUUGCAGACUGGAAGGAGAGCAUAAAUUUCCUUGGCCAGGGCGUGGCAAUUAGGGGUACUACAGAUAUAAGAUCUAUCUGGAAAAAAGGAAUAUUUAACAAAUCACGUAGGUACCCUUUAGCCAUCCUCAGGUUAUUCCACCUAAGUCUGGGGGGCGUCACGGGAAAAAAUGGCUAGACAUAUUUUAUUAGGUUGAAAAAUCAAGGAUUGCCUAUUCCUUUGGGGCAGUGGCGGCCUGCAUCUUGAGCUCUUAAGGUGAAAUUUCUGGUCAGGUUGUCUCUUUAAGGCACUUACAAGCUGCACAGGAGAUUGAUGCAAAUUAGAUAGCUCAGUUGAGGAAGGUAGAUGAGCCAGAAGGGCCCGUGAAAGAUUAUUCAAUGUCAAAGAAAUCCCUCCAAUUCCUUGAAAAUGAAGCUUAAAGUCCUGAUUACCAGUUGUAUUUGAUCAGGUACUAAUUCAUGGGCAGUUUGCCCUAAUGCGUCCCGUUUCAAUGACGGAGGUGUAAUUAGGGUAUCAGGGAGGAGGGCUUCCCUAUGGCUUCCGUCCCCGCUGGAUCAGCUAGCUUUUCCGGCUCUCCUUGAUCAUACAGAGGCCAAAAGCGGUUGUAUGUUUCGACCGCAGAAACAAUUACUUGCUCUGUUUUGCUGUUAUUGUUAGUAGAUGGUGGGGAGAUUCAAGCUUCGACUGCUUUACUCUUGGAGGUGAGCAACCUUUCUCAGCAGAUCUUGGUCGCUUGCCAUGACCCAUUUGUCGCUGUCUCACUAACUACGGAGGUUCAAAGUAGAGAUAAACGGAGAUAAAGAGAGAACUUAUCUUUUAUGGGCGCAACUCCUCUGCUACUCCUCCUCCUCCACUUCUCAACAUAGCCCAGUCUUCAAGGCGGCGUUACUAAUCAGCGACAGGCUUUCUCAGCAGAGGGUUUGAAUAUCCUUGUUGAUACGUAUAUUGGCACCAACAGGCCAACCGUAGAAGUAAAACGAUUAAAAACUUCUAACAGAAGUAAAAUAAUUUAAAAGUCUAAUAAAACAACUAUAAAAACAGCAGUAAAAAGCUAUAAAAGGCUAUAGAAGGUUUGUAAUCCGGAGGGUUCACGAAGGAGAAGUUGUUACAGCCGCCAUCUUAAUUCCGAGAGAGCUUACGUAUUGAAAAUCCAAUUUUUCCAUAUUCUUUUAUACCAUUACAGCUAGAAACCACUUAACUUCAAUCCAACAUCAUUCUAACAUUCAUUAAUUUUGCAAUAUUUCUGUAAAUAGUCUUUAAAUUUCUUCCAAUCUUCUUCUACCGACUCUUCUCCCUGGUCUCGGAUUCUGCCAGUCAUUUCCGCCAGAGGUCAUUCAUAUGCUGUAUCAAAUGGGGGCCUGAACUGAACAUAGAUCUUUCUCAACUUACUGGGACUAUUCCCUUUAUCACCAGGAAAAGAAAGUCCUCCGGUAAGCGAUGUCCCGGAUGAUUCUGAUGAGCCCAUGCCUGUGCCAGAAGAUCUUUCCACCAGCACAGGCGGACAGCAGAAUUCUCGCAGCGAGAGAGUUUUGGGUAAGAGCAUUGCUAUGUGUGGCUUGCUGCUUCCAUGCACGAGGUGCUUCUCGAUUCACUUGGAGGACUGAGAAUGCCUUACUUCUGAGGCAGGUGUUUUUGUUUUGUUUCUGUCUCGAAGGUAACAGGCCCCUUUUAACCUAAAAGGUUAUAGCCAAUAAUCUAGCUUUACAAUACGUGGUUCCAUCAAAGACGGUUCCCACGCUCGUUCUGCACGGAAAUGAUUUUAUGACAGAAAAGUAAAAGCAUAAGCAUGGGGUUAUGGGGGAAGGGGGUAGAAGAACACACAGAAAACUUUCCUGCCUCUCUGUUAGAUUUCCAAUGUUAACCUGGAUUAUGCUUUGUAAAUUUAAUAGCUCUUGAUUUGAAAUAGAUAGCAAGCAUCUGGAAUAACUGCAAUACCAUUAUCCCAGUCUCAGUUGUCUGUAAAUAAUUUCCAGUAAUCAAAAUCAUUGGUUUUCAGCUGAUUGAUGGCUUGCAACUCACACUUGGUCACACCCUGACCUGAAGUGGAUUGCAGCAGUGGGACUGCCCCAAGUUUCUUGUCUGCUGUUUACAUUUUAAAAGACUGGGGAAGCAAGAGAGAGAUGGGGAGAAAAGCAGAGAGAAGGGAUGUGGGGGAAUGUAAAUAUGGGGAGGAAAAAAGAUGGUAAAAAUUAAAAGUGUGACCCAUUUGUUAGAGAUUGGUCUUGAAGGUGGGUCCUGGCUCUGAAAAGACCACUCAUCUAAAUCCAAACUUUAGCUUGCUUUCUGGUGCAAUAUAAUGUACAAAAAUAUUAUCCUGAUCAAGGAGAACUUCUGUAUAACCAAAUGUUUGAUUACCAAGUGAUUUGUGAGGUUUCUCCAGUUGUUUGGAUUUAAAAAUAAACAAAUACAGGAUGUGAUCCAGGUAAAGUACAUCCAAAGGCAUGUAGACCCCACUGGUUUUCAUAGGAAAGGGUUAAGAAUCCAAUAAUAGUAAUUAAACUGUAUAUGUGGCAGCUGAAAAAAGUUGUCUAUUCCCUAGGAAUCCACCGGAUACAUGCGUGAUUGCCACUUUCCUUUGCUGGAUUUAGUUGAUGAGUGUCUCCUCCAGUAAGGCAGAACGACAGAGUAAAUUUGUCAGAGGCUGCAACUCAUCCUAGUUGUUGCAUUUAGAAAAUGCUCCUCCCCCAGGAAGAAUAACAGGUUUAAAUAAUUUGUCCUCUUUCAUUCUCGAUCCCUGGGCUGGUUCCUCAUCCAUUGAUUGCCCAACAUUUGAUGACUCACUGCUGGAUUUGCAAACAACCUCCAUUGUAAAGCAGGUUGUGUUUGAGGUGCCCUGAAAGCGCUGCCUGGGGUCCUUGUCAGCUUGGUCACACAUGCAAGUUGCUGUUCAGCACCGCAGUUCUGAAGUCACGAACAUGCAUGAAUGUGUGAAUCAGCCCAGCCAUGGAAUCUGAUCUCUUGGGAUCCAGAAAUGCUUCUAAAAUGUGGUCACACGCUUGCUUCCUUAGUAUGGCAUCUGGGCUGCAGGGGAAGAAGUGGUCCCUUCCCAUUCUGCGCUUCUCUCGAUUCAGUGAUGAGCUGCAACACAGAUUAGGCAAGCUCUUCUUAUCAUGGCAGCUGCAGCACAGCGUGAGGAAACAUUCUUACAUGGCAGAUGGAUGAAGCACCACUUUUUCUUUUAUCAAAGAUCUAUAGCUUCUUCCUUUCCCUCUUUAUUAUCAGAGAAGCUGGCAGAGCUAGCUGAGUGAUUAGAGGGAAGGGAAAAAAGAAACGAAAAUGUAAUUCAGAGCUAACGCUCUGAUCAAUGGGGCUGCAGCAGGUGGAGCCGUGCUCUUCCCCCAGCUGUGCUCACGGUGGGGAGCAGGGGAGCAAGGCAGGGGGAUGCUCUUGAGGUGCCCAUCCGGCAGCAGAGCUGGAGCUCCUGUCACCCGUCGCGCACUGCGCUGAGCUCCCCACUUCCUUGCCCUUCCUGGUAAGAUCAAUGAGUCCUGGUGUUGAGAAGCAGGAGAGCAGCGCAGACCCACUUGCCCUCUGCCGCCAGCUUCCACUGGAACAGUCUUGUACUCUCAAGUUUUACACAUAAAAUUGGCUUCACAAACUGUAAAGAUUGUGACUUCACGCCCUCAGGUGAUGUGAGGUCCCGGGCAGUCUGACCAUGCAGCUCUGGCUGAAUGAGGCGAGUUUGGAGGGUAUCAUUCAUGGGUGGCCAGCAGUUGCUCAUUUUGUUUAUUACUGUAUUAUUAUACAUUUAACCACCAUAACUGGAGGGUGUGAUUUGGAUUUUCUGCUUUGGGUGUUGAAACGUGCUGGGCCAUCUCUGGGCAUUGAUGAGGGAGGUGGGGGGGCAGCUGAGGCCAGAAAGAGGCAGACGGGCCUUAGUUUUUUACUUUUGCAGCAUGUGUAUGAAAUAAAAACAUGAUAGCAAUGUUUAUUAAAUAUACACAUGGUUUCAUGCGUAUUUUCUUACAAAAGUAAAAUAUGAGCCAUGUGACUACAAGAGACUAUGGCAAUACUCAACUUCCAGCCUUGGAGGCGUUUGCCACUGAAAACCAUCUACUGGGAAGCAACUGUGGAGAGGGAUGUCGCCUUUAUGAGCUGCUUCGGGGCUUUCCGGAGGCAUUUGGCUGGCCUGUGUGGAAAACUGUGGAUUUUAUAUAAUACUGUUGUGUAAGUCAUUGUAUGUGGUUGCACCUUUGCCUUAAAAAUGGACUAAAAGUCUAUUAAAUAAGUAGGAUGCUAACAUGCAUAAAUGAAGGCCAUGCUAAAUUUCUCCCUGAGGCCUGUUCAACUGAAGCAAAAAACUGAACUGAAGCGGGGGGUGGGGGGAUUACGCAGAAAAUCCUUUGAUUGCCACAACAUUCUUGGAACCAGAAUACUAUCACAACCCUGGAAUGCCAUCCUUGAGAAUAUUCCUGCUGACAGGGCCAGGCCGCUCGUGAGGGAAGGUGAGGUGGAUGCUUCAGGCAGCAGGAUCCACAGGGCAGCAGAUCCCGCCUCCAAAGAACACAUCACCCGCUGUCGCCGCCAACCCAUUUGCUCUUGGGAGGCUGGAUCUGUCCCCCCCCCCCAAUGCUGCCUCCACAGUGGCCUCUUGGCCCAUUGGAGGCGCUGCUUGUCUCCUCCCACCCUUGUCCACAAUGUUGGUCUUUAAUCCGCCCCCCUUGUUCCUGAUCUUCACUCCCUCCUCCUUCAUUGGCAGGGGUGGGGGGCACUCCUUUGAGGUUCGCCUCAGGUAACAAAAUGCAUUGGGCUGGGCCUGCUUGCUGGUGUCUGUGCGCUCACUCCGCUAUGGGCAGCUUGGGAAUUGUGAUUUAUAGUAGUUGCUUGGGGGGAAAACCCAAUUAGAAAGGAAGGAAAUCUGGCCAAGAUCAGCCGAUUUUACAGUAACCAAGAGUCAAGUGCUUCCAUACUUCUUCCAUUGAAAUAAAUGGGAUUUAGAAGAAGGCUGGAGUUUUGCUGGAUCGUGCCUGGGUUUCUUAAAAACAAAUCUCUUGCCCAGCCCUUCUCCAUCCUGGAGCCAGCCAGGAUAAUGGGGGUGUCUGCUGAGGAGCUCCUGUCUUUUCUAGGAACAAUUUCUGUGCUCCUAAUGUUUGAUUACACUCCCAACUAGGAAUGUGGGAAUCUACCAUGUGGAAGUGCCGUAGGAUUUCCACAUAGCUAAACAGCAAGGCAGUGUUCACAUUCUUGUUUCCAUUAGGCUCCUACUGGUGUUCUGGAAUAUGGUUCCAAACCUUUCAGAUUAGAGAAAUCCUUAAAUGCAGAGGCCGGCUUCAAAUGUAGGCAAGAGUAUAAGGAAGGUGGCUUGGUAGAAAAGGAAGCCAAAAGGCUAAAGGGGAAGUGCUCCACCCCAGAUUGAGAAACACAAUCCACUCAGCGGUGGUGUUCUAGAGGCUGUUUUGACAAAGGUAAUAAAUAUCUAGUGCUCUUGAGUAGCGAGAGUGGCUGUGGAGCUGCUUUCUUACAACUAACCGGUGUGCUUCCAAACAAACACAUUGGCCAUGCUGGUAGGACUGGUGGGAGCCUCAGCUCAGUCACAACUGCAGGGCCAAAAUCGCCUGACACCUGGUGUGUUGCUUUGCAAAGUGCAGAGUAGGUCAAUUUGCCUGUAAAUGUGAACUGAAUUGCAGUCCUCCCCACCAAGGACUGUGUGGGUCACGUGCUCCACUCCCUUUCUGAAUAACAGAAUUACCCAGUGAUCCUGUGUCCUUACACACAUUACAGCAGAUGCAAAGCAACAGAUGACUUCACUAUCUAAAUCUCAGGAUUGUGAUGCGGCGGGGGGGGGGGUGCAGCAAAGGGAGGGGAGGGAUAAGAGAAGCAAAGGAACAAAGGAUGGAUGGGUUCAAAUGCAGCUGAUAUGUACUCAGCCCUUGGUGCAUUUGCAGGGUGAAGACUGCGGAGACAAGCUAGCCCUUCACAGAAAACAUUUUGAGACGGGGCUCUAAAGUGCUUCUGGGUAGAUAUAGAAUAAGCCGCUGUUUCACACUUCCAUUUUACAGAGCAGUCCUGUACAGUAUACAUGUCUAUUCAGAAGUAGGUCCCAUCCAGUUCAGUGGAGCAUACAGGGUUGCGGCCUUCAUUACGCUGCAAAACAGGUGUAUUUUUCAACAGCAAAAUUUAUCUCUGCCCUCCCCUCUCCCACUUUCUGGUACCAUCCCUUACAUCAUAGUAAUGCUGCAGGUGUUGUGAUAGUUUUCACUAACCUAGAGGAAAGAGAGAAACUUACUGUGAGUCUAACGUGCUUCUGGAUGAAAAGAAUCAAAAGAUUCUUUGGCUAAACUGGAGAUACUGUGUGUGCCUCAUUGUGUGGCUUUUUUCAAUCCGGAUAGUGAGCCUGCUGAUCUUAUCUGCAGUGGGAGGAAGUUGCUUUUAUCUGAGAAGCGCAUCUCUCCCAUUCUGAUAAGUCCUGCUUUAGCUGUGGAGUUAUAUUUAUCUAGUGGGAUCACUGGCUCACCAGCCGCAGCCGCAGCCGCAGUGGGGCUGUUACUGAGGGGAGGCCAAGAUGAGCCAGGCAGGAUCCUGCAGAAGGAAGAUCAGCCUUAGAGUAAGUCUUGGACUCCCUGGGGAGCGAGAGGCGAAUGAGCCCAUCUCUGAAGGAAGGCUGGGGGAGCCCAAGUCCAAGCUGUAGCUCUCGCAACAUGCCAGCUCAAACAAAGCACUUUUCCCCAGGGCCCAUCCCAAGGAAAAGUUGGCGAGACCAAAUUCCAGGUCACUGUUUAGUCCUCCAUUUCCUAAAUUGGGUAGCUAGAAAGUGAUUCCUUAAAGAGGAACACCAGUUUCCUGCCCCUUUCCCCACAAACCAUUGAACUGAGGUGAAGAGGGACAAUAGCAGAUUUUUUUUUCUUUUUAGAAAAAAAUAAAGAAUUCCCCAAGCAUGCAAUAUCAGGAGAGGGAUGUCUAUGUAAACAAAAACACACAAGGGCUAUUUGAGGAUGAAGUGGGACAAAGCAGGUGAAAGGAGCAAAAAAGAGAAGUUUAGUCAAAAGGAUGUGAUAAAUGCUCCCUGUGUUUACCCUUUGCCCCCCCCCAAUGUCUCUGGCCUUUGAGUGAGUUUCUCAUUCUACAGUCAGUUUUUCAGUUUUUCUCUCUGGUCUGAGGCAUUUAUUUAUCCCAGCCUUUAUUUCUGGUCACCACAUUUUUCUGCCCAGCUCUUUGUUGGCAAAAAGCAACUGUGAACCGAUGGGAGGACCAGUGAGGUUGCUUGAGGAACCUGACUCCCCUAUUUUAUUCAUUUAUCUAUUGCAUAAUGGGAGGCAAUGAUGGAGCAUAUUCAGUAGUCAUGCUUUGCAGUGCAGCUUCGUGUAUACAGAAGAAGGAAGGGGAGAGUGUAAACGUACGUAAUAGCAGAGCUCUUAAAUAGUGCCUCUCAAGCGCUUCGCAUAUAUCAGUAAGCCUUUGAGCAGCCCUGCGAUGCUGGCCUUUAUUAGCUCCACAGCACCUUUGGGCUGCCCACUGUGGACUUCCUUCUCUGCCCACAUGCCUGUCAGGCAGAAAUGUAACAGGUGGAUGCUUUUCCCACCACUUAGCCCCAUAUCAGAAAAGCUUCAACUGCUUAAUUACAUGGUCGGCUCAUCCACUCUUCCCCUUUCCCCAUGAUUUCUUCUGUUUGAACCAUCAUGGACAUUUGCUCCGAUUCAGCCAUAAACGGGGUUUUCCGGGGCGGGGGGAGUGGUGGGAGAAAAGGAAAACCUCUCAGACGCAUGCUGAGAAGUCAUGGAUCAAACGGAAGGGUGGGUGAGCCCUGUGUCCGGCUGGUCCCAAAGGCCCAAGAGCAGAGCAGCCAGCCAUGCGGGGGGCCGGGGGGGGGGGAGUUAAACUGUCUCGGCAUCCCUGCCUGGAGGAGGGGUUGAGAGACUGUCUGCUUCUGUCCCUAACCUCCACCUGCGGACUGAGUUGCGCAGUGUAGGCCCUAAGUGCAUCCUCCAGGCCCUCCGCUUUUUACAGCCGGGCGCAUGGGGCUGUACAUGGGCUCCCUGCAGAAACCUUGCUUGCCAUCUGUGAAGAGAGGGAGGGGCUGGGCCUCAGGUGCACUUGCAGCCCCCCCCUUUCCUCAUUUCCAUCCAGUGUGACCAUCCACACAAAGCUCUUGAUCAUCUCAGUCUGGAUAAUGAAUACUCUUCUUGUGGCCAGGCAGGCUGAUUCCCGGAAACCGCAGGGGUUCUUUCGCCUCUUGGCCCCCACAACAGAAAUUAAAUUAAGAAAUGUUAAUUCAUGGGGGGGCAGCAGAGAUUUUGUUGGCUUUGGAGCCCAUGAUACCUUGAAAGGAUGGAAUAACAAUGAUAAUGAGGUAUUAUCUGAAUCUGCAACACCUUUUCUUAAUUUUAUCUCUAUGUUGCUGGUAGAUCCUAUUGAAAUUGGUAUCCUGUCAUGGGCUUUAUAUUAAUGCUAAAUGGAUUUUUUUAAUAUACUUCCACCAAAAUUGCUUGAGCAAAAGAAAAUAAAAAAGUGUUUUGUUGUUUGCGCUUUAUAACUAAACCCAGGGGGACUUCGUACAUUUAUUGAUCACUGCUGUAAGCGUUUUUCAUAUCCACUUUAACCUUGACAAUAAAAGCCAUUUAAUUAAUUAAUUCAGCUUGUAGGCUGCGUUACUAUUGGAGAAAUACACAAAACAAAUAAAUAUUUCCCCUCAGUUCCAGUUACGCUACACUCAAGCAAGCAAGCAACAAUUAAGUACAAAGUGCAAUCAUAUUCUCAAAGCAGCAAGUAAAACAAAGGCAUCAUUUUAAAAGUACCUUUUUUGAAGAAGCCUGCCUUAUGGCGAUGGAGGGGUGCCAACCUGAAUGAAAUAUUCAGGGGGUUGGCGCUGCAUAACUGAUCACAAAACACUCACAAUAUUUCAAUGGCAAUGCCCAUCAACCUUGGGAGGGUCCAGCCCCUCAAAUAUUUUAUUGGUGGAGGGGCAAAGAGACCUGGGCCCCUAGGAGUUGGCUCCUAUGUGGCAAAACGCCAUUUCAGAGGAGACCAGCCGAUCCCCAUGUGUAGUUGUGGGCAAAGAGAAGGGCCUUUUCCUUGCCAGCCAUGCCUCAGGGCCCAAUGAAGGGCAAAACUCCUCUGAGCUUACAGCCGCUGCUAUCCAUGUGGAAAACUGUGUCCGGAAACACACACACACACCCCAACGCCAAACUUCCGGAGGAACACUUUGUUACCCAAAACUGGUUCAGUUUUUACUGACAUGUUCCUUAUAAAUACUUUCCACACUGAUCUCUUUAAACCUCCAUACAGUAGUCCUUUUUAUAUCAAACAUGGAGUUCUUUUUUGUAUCAUAAUGCCAUACGCUUCGUAUAUAACAGAAGUUGAGCACCUACAAGCCUUGAGCUCUCUUCCUAGUCUUCACUUUACUCUUUUUGGCAUCUGCUUAAAACAUUUAUGUUUAGGCAAACCUAUCCAGGCAUAUAGAAGUUACAUAUUUUAUUUCUUUUUGGCUAAUGUUGAUUUUAAUAAUCUUUUAAAAUAGUUUUAAUGCCUUUUUUACUGUUUUCUGUUGGUAAAGUUAACAUUUUAUAUUGUUUUUUUACAUUCAAGCAGUAUACACAUUUGGUAAAUAAAAAAUUAAUAAUAUUAAUAUGGAGGUAAGGGAGGGAAUAUGCAGCAGAACAGGCUGAUUAUCUGCCUCCAGGACCAACGAAGUCACACCAAAUAGCUGAGCUGAGUAGCACAAUUCCAAGCGUGUACUCCACAGUAAGAAUGCUUAGAACUGCGGCCUUAAUUGUUUUAACUGUAUUUUAUCCCACCUUUCUCUCAAAGAUCUCGAGGCAGCUCCAUGAUCUUUUGUUCUCACAACAACCCUGUAAAGUAGAUUAGGCAGAGAGAGAGAGAGAGCCAGGAAACUGUGCCUGAGCUGGGACCUGGACCCAGAUUUUAUGGAGCAAGUCCAACACUCCAACCACUACACCACACUGCAAUAAAAACAAUUAGCAGCACUGCUCAGGAAUAUAUCUCAUCCUCCUAAAAUAGAUUUCUAAAAAUCAUAACUGUGGAAAACUCACAAUGAAUCCUGUGCAUCCUCACAAAUCUAUAUGCCUAUCCUUGAAAUCUAUAAUUUAGCAGAGGCAGGAAAUGUAAGCCUAGCAAGCAGGCAGAUUAUGGGGGUACAGUGGUUUCCACUGAGUUCCACACAGCAGACAAGCUGGAAGGUGUACAGAGGAGGGCGACAAAGAUGAUCCAGGGUCUGGAAAUCAAGCCUGAUGAGGAAAGUUUGAGGGAGCUGGGUUUGUUCAGCCUGAAAAAGAGGAGACUGAAAGGAGACAGAUAUGAUAGCCAACUUCAGACAUCUAAAGGGCUGUCAACAUGGAGGAUGGACCUGAACCAAUGGCUUCAAGUUUACAAGAAAGGAGAUUCCAGUGAAACGUCAGGAAGAAUUUUCCGACAGUAAGAGACAGUGCAAGGUUGUGGACUCUCCUUCCUUGGAGGUUUUUAAGCAGAGGUUGGAUGGCUAUCAGUCAUGGAAGCUUUAGCUGAGAUUGCAGGGGGUUGGACUGCGUGACCCUCAGGGUCCCUUCCAACUCUACAAUUCUAUGACUCUAUGAAAAGGGACAUAGUUGGAGGGGGUUAAAACCUGCCCUCUGCUUCAAGCAAUACUGCCAGGAAUUCCCAAAGUAUAUAUGCCCUCCUUCUGCACAGCAUAUUGAAUAGCUUUUUAUGUGUCUUUCAUAUACAGCUUGCCUCUAAAAGCUCAUAGGUGGCCCUUAAUCAACUGGAUGCUGUUAUAUAAGAUGUUUCACUGGCUGGCUGAGUGCAAUUGUUGUUUAACAAAGUGAAUUUUUAAAGAAAUAAACAGAAUAAUCUCCUAAGGUGAUUAAUAAACUAAGGUGACUUUCUCGAUUCUGUAGAAGGUCACAGGUCAUCUUGUCCCCAGCCAGCACAGUCAAGACCACCGUGUGCCCCAAAGCAGAGAGCAGGUGCACCAGCAAAAGUUCCCUGCAGAACAAACAACUUCAGAUGAUGUAGGCCUUGAACUCCUAAGAAAAACCCAACUCUUCCUGUGUUGACUGGUGUUGCCUAUGUGAAAUUCAUUCUUCCUCCUCUUUUUUACCGUCACAGUGCUUAGAUUCUCAGAUACUUGCGCAUUUCCUGAGAACAGAGUGAUCCACACAUUUGGGGCUGUGGCUUUGCUUGGGUUGUGUUUUUCAUGUUGAGGCACUGGAUGGGGGAGAUUACGAGAUAGGGGUGAGAGAGCUCUCGCUAGUAGCACAUUUAUGCAGCUGCUGCUGCUGCACCAGGUAUGCAGGGAGUCCCUGUGCAUAUGUACUUGAUGGCCUGCGUAGUGCAAGAAAAAGGUGUCCUCUUGCACUGCCUCAUUUUUCUGGAGCAUCACAUUCCGGUAAAUGGAGACUCGUACUGGGUCAGUGGUUUUCGGAUUUCCUUCUCUCAGGGAACCCUUUGUGUUGUGCACCAGUUUAUGUACUUGCCCAGUUAAGAGCACAUCUGUGUGCAGUGAUGUUCCUCCUGCUCCCUGCAAGUACAGAAAUGGAGCCAACCUGGUUGCCAAAUAGCAUUUACCUCUCCUUGGGGCCAGUUUACACAGGCAUGCUCAUCAUUUUACACAUCAUAAAGCAGAAUGUGUGACUCCGCCACCACAGAUUCAUCAUUUCAGACUGACCAUUCAUGUACUUUUUAAUGGAGACAGUUCACACAUUCAGUGGUCACCAUGCUGAGUAAUUGCGAUAGGGGAUGUGCGAAGGGACCCAAACACAUGUUGGUUUUGAGUUGGGUCAGGAGACACCUGCUCUAAUGGCUUGGAUAGGAGGCAGAUCCUGUGUUCAGAUCACCUGGGUUGCAUAUAUUAUAAAAGCAGGGAGCAUCUGGCUGAGGCUCCAUUCAGGUUUCCUUAGUUGGCCAGCAGCUUCCUCACCACUCCCAGCUGCAACCUCCAAAAUAACCCGUGCUUUCUUCCUCUGGGUGACUUGACAGUACUUUAGACAUCUGUUACAGAGGGACUUUCAGAAGUGCCUCACUGACGUUCCCUUUUUAACAUUUUUUACAUAGCCAGCACUAAGGAAUGCAUUAAAAACAAAGACCUGCCCCAAAUUAAGGUAUAAAAUCAACUAUGGCUCCAUCGAGCCUUGUAUUCCUUGCUCUGAGCAGGAAGCACUUCUGCAAGGUCUUUCCCCCCAGCCCUGAUCCAGAGCUGACUUCAUGAUUUUGAGAGAAUGCUCAGCGAGAAUCUACAACCCUUAGUCUUGCUACAUGGAAGUUUCUUCCUGAACAAACAGGAUGCUGAAUGUCACAAUCUCUUUGGAAAGACCUUCUCUGCUAUCUGGCCCAUCAGGGAUGGCCACUUCAUCUCCUCCUCUGUGUGUUUUGCAACCAGCACAGCAACAUGUUGAGGGGUUGCUCACAGGCCACAUUUUGCAAAUGACUUGGCUGGGACACAGCUUGAUUGGUCAGAACAGCAGGAACAACAUUGCUUGAUUAGCUGUGUCCUUCCAGAAACAUAAGUUUUGUGGUGCCUUUCUGUUAAUUUGGGAGAAACAGGCAGUAGCAGCAGAAACAGGUGAAAAGAUCCUAUUGCCUUAUCUGAAUGGACAGUUUAGAGUGGACAUGGAGAGAGCAGAAUCCCACCCCCUGCUUUUCCUCUUCUUUCUUGUUCCUCAGCUGCUGUUGUCAAUUCAAUACAGUAUUUAAGGGAACUUCUUGCAUUUGGUGGGGGGGGGAGUCAUCUUUGUGGCGAUGUUUUGGUGGGUGUCCUCUAUCACCGCACCCCCUAGUUCUAUUUUCUCCUCACCUGAACACAACCAGUCAUUUUGUCUCUGGCAGCCCAAACUAUGCAGGUGUGCCUAUAUCCACCUCCGGAUUUCAACAACCUGGUUCUCAGAGUUCUUGCUGUUGAGUCACUUCUUUUUGGGAGUGGGGAGUGGCGGCGGGGGCAGCCGUUGAUAGCAGUCGAGAAGUUUAAAAAAUGAUAUAGAGGUCUCAUGGAAAAGUGGGGUUUUUUCAGUGUGAAAGUGUUCUGCCCACCUUUUUUAUUCCUGGGUUUGCUUGUGGCACAUGAAGGGGAAACCAUUGAUCCUGAGGAAGGGGACACUUGCAUCCCUUGCAGCUGCCUCUUCAUGUUGUCCUGCCAUGUGAGCGGCAGAGUGUGUGGCAUUUCUGGUUUGUGCUGGAAACUCUGAGGUGUUGCCCUGACUAGAGCUGCCAUUUCCCAUCCUGCAAACAAGGAGAAGGAGAAUUAUGGCACUUCCGAGGAUCGGCUGCUUUGGAAUCGGAUAAGGGGGAAUGCCACCACUUCCGCUUGGGUGAAAUUGAGAAGUGUGGAGAUGAAAUGGACAGUCUUGGGGGGCGCCUCUGAAAUUGACAAGUGCACAUAGUGGCAGCACCCUGACACUGCCAGAGUCCCUUUCCAAGAAGCCACUUGCUUCUUUGUCAGGGAGGCUGAUCCGUGCAAGGAGGGAAGGGCCAACUGCAGCCCCAGCAGCUCACUUGCAAGCUAGAACACUUCACCCCAUUUCCCCCUUCUCCUUUUGCACUGCUGGUCAGGACUCAAGCGCUUGGCUGCCCACUGCAUCCCCAUCCCCGUCUUGCUGUCAAGCAGGGAGAGGAAUGGGCUUGAUCCUGCAGGAGAGCAAAAACUCGCCUCAGCAGAAGUGGCAGCUAUAAUUAGAUCUGUGCUGCUCAUGCACACUUCCGGGGGGAGGGGGAAUGAAAAGGUGCGGUGUGCACAAGUGCAAAAAUAUCCCCUGGAAAAAGGGAAAAAAUAAAAAGCCCCCCACCUCUUGCAAAGCAUGAAAACUAAGGUGUGGUAAUAACUAAGCUCUUGCAAUGUUUGCUCUUGUGCACUUGCAGUGAAUUUCCCUCUUUCUCUUUUUUUAUGAAGUGUCAAUGCACAGACACAGAAACGCUUGCCCAGAAUGGAAAAAGAUUGUGGAGGGCAGAGGAGGAGCGCUUGUCAGGAGGGACAAAAAGCACACUGGGGGUGUUUUCCAGCAAGCUUGGCCCACUUUUGGGGGUGGGCAAGAGGAUGAAUAGCAAUGAAUGCGGUGACUGGGGGGGAAAGGGAGCGUGUGAACCUUUGUCUGCAAAUUGUGCACACAGAAAAAUGGAUCUGAAUGGGUCCAUUUGUGAGAUAAUGCACAUUCUUUAUUAUUAUUAUUUAUUAAAUUUGUAUAUGGCCUUUCAUCCAAAGAUCAGAGGGCUGUUCACAGUAGAAAAUUGCAAAAUGAAAACACAACCUCCCUCUCACAGAUACAUAUCAAAGGACAUUAAUCAGCCAAAGGCCUAGUUGAAGGGAAACCUUUUUGCCUGGCGCCUAAAGGUAUAUAAUGAAGGUGCCAAGUGAGCCUCCCAGGAGACGGCAUUCCACAAGUGGGGAGCCAUCUCAGAAGAAGCCCCUUCUCAUAUGGCCACCCUCUGGAUCUUGCAGAAGGGGGCACAUGAAGAAGCAUAGGAGCCAAUUCCUAGGAUACCCCCCUAAAAUAUUUGAGUUGAUGGGCAUUCCCAUUCCAAUGGUGUGUGUGCACUGCGUCAUGUGAUCGAUUAUGCAGGGUGGAGCUUACCUGGGCCCCCACCAUAUUUUAUUCAAGUUGGCACCCCUGUGAAGAAGGAGCUCAGAUAUCUGGGUCAGUUGACCUGGAAGCCCCCUCUGUCUUUUAGAACAGCUCAUUACAAAAGUUAACCAGUCCUCAUUUGGUCAACAGUUUUUAAACUGUGCCGUGGAUCUUCCCUGGAGUUUCUUGAACGAUGACCAGGGCUUCCUCUAGGGUAAGGUAAAGGUAAAGGGACCCUGACCAUUAGGUCCAGUCACAGACGACUCUGGGGUUGUGGCACUCAUCUCGCUUUACUGGCCGAGGGAGCUGACGUUUGCCCACAGACAGUUUUUCCGGGUCAUGUGGCCAGCAUGACUAAGCCACCUCUGGCGAACCAGAGCAGCGCACGGAAAUGCCGUUUACCUUCCCGCCAGAGCGGUACCUAUUUAUAUAUAAAUACAAUAUAUAUAGUGUAUGUUAUUUUCAUGCCAGAUGCAUUUCUAAGCGCACUUCCCCCUAGUAGAUGCAUUUUGUACACGUUGCUUGGCUGGAGAACUGUGCUGCAAAAUUUUGGAGAAGUCCCUAUUUUGACAGAUGGCCAUGUUUCAGUUCAGGAAAAUGUGAAUUAGGUAGGUUCGUCUUUAAAUGUGGACAGAUUCGAAUUUCUCCCCCUUGUCCAGCUGGAGUUUUACAGCAUGUAAGUCAUUCAAGCAGAGCAUGGAAAACUGUUUCAGUGCAAAGGAGGCCAGUUUUCUCCUGGCUUGGUUGUUGUUUUGCUUCUCGGCUGAGCCACCAAGCGCCAUUCCCGGCGUGGCUUCCCUUUCUGUCACUUCUCCAUAACUCUUCACAUUUCAGUUGGGCUCUUGGUUGCCUUCUGCUUCCUCUUUUUCCUGCAUUCCUAUAUUUCAUUAUUUGCAGCUUCUUCCUCUUCAAGAGCUUUUUCAACAAUGUGAGGAGGAUGUGGAAACCCAGUUACAUUAUGAGCAGCAAAUUGAGAAACUAACAACACAAUCCUAACCAUGCCUACUUGGAAGUAAGUUCUGUUGAAUUCAGUGGGGCUUACUCUCAGGUAAGUGGGGUUAGAACUGCAACCUAAGACUACUUACACACUGUUGCUAUUUUGCGAGUGGGAUAUACUGACAAAUUUAGGUUGCACAAGUACAGUAGUGAAUUUGGUGUUCUUGUGCAACAAACCCACAGAAGAGUUUCGUGCAGGAGGAUUUUGUGCAAAGAAAACAGAGUACAAAAAUCACAUUGAAAUAAAUCCACAGCAGAUACAGAUAUGUGGACCUGGAGUUUCCAGCUUCCUGGUGUUUCCAGACCUAAGAAAAGGACUCAAGAGAUGAGAUAGACUCUCCAAAUCAUCAGCUGGGGUUACCUGCUUAGAUAUUUUCAGCUUGAACACUUACAUUUCACUCAUUGCCCCCUGCACAAUAUUUAAGCCAACAGGAGCAAAGGAAUAUAGACACCUGAAGGCCCAAGAAGAUGAUUCCCUCCAAAUCCCAAAACCCAUUCUUCUUGCUGUAGGUCAUUUCUACAGACCUGCAGGAUUGAUUGAAAACAUAUUGGUGCCUGACGUGCUUGGUCAUGAGCAGAUCCACUAGCCUAAGGGAUUCUAGCCUGCUGCUUAAAUCAGAGGGGUUUCCAGAGGGGAUUUUUUCCCCCUGCAACCCUUUCUAAAAGUGCAGUAUUUCAAAGAGCUCUCUGAGCCAGCAGGCUUGCAAGGAAGCUCUGUCACUCCUUGUGGUAAGCUUAGGGUGCUCAUUUGUGCAUAAUAAUUUUGCUACCCAUUGUGGAUGCAAAGUGGACACCUGCGGAAAACAGCAGAAGAAAGUUCUGGGAAGUGGAGAGGUGUGGAUCAGCCUUUCUCCCAGCCCACAACUCCUUAGUGCAAGCCACCCACCCUGAGAUCUGUGGGGGUUAGCAUGGCCGGGAUGAGGAAAGAAAGCAAAUGCCCAGAACUGAUGCAUUUGUGGAUUAAGCUAGAGAGGAACAGGAGCUGGAGGUUUCCUGUUAAGCCAGACGGGGAAGCUGCGAUGUGCUGUUUCAGCUGAACUACCCCAGUUCCCUAGGGAACUCAGAGUUCUUCACCUUUCACCUCAGAGCAGCUUUUCUGGCUAUUUCACUCUGCAGUCUGCGGCCUUCUGGAAAUAUGCAGAUUUGCAGCACUAAUUUACAUUGGAGAUAAAUCAGGAUCCAGCUCAACAAAAUGGUCAGACAUUAACUAUCCAUGGGAAAGCCCAAGUACUGAAUCUUUCUGACAUCAUUGCAAAGAUGGGUUUCCUCUGCCCUCAGCUUUCUUCUUGAAUUUCCGCAAUGCUUCAAUCCAGAGGAGUCGCUGGUUCAACCACAGCCUUCCUUCCCCAAGCUGAGACCGGGUGAUAAAACCAAAGGAGGAGCAUUGUGGGAGGCGCCACAGUUUGGUCAGCUAGCGCCAUUGCAUUUGAUGGAUCCAUCUAUUCCUGUAGAUAAGGAUGUGCUUACUUGUGGUUUCUAGUGCUAACUGGGCUUACUUGUGGUUUCUAGUGCAUUUAUCAUGAGAACCCUUAGAGCAGGGACAGGAAAUAUGUGGCCCACCUGAAGUUGGUCAGCUACAGUGCGUAUCACCCUGAUCACUGAUACGCUUGCAGGAGCUAAUAGGAAUCUGAUUCCAACAAUAUUUGGUGAGCCACGAGUUCCCCAUCAAUUGGAACCAUGUGGAAAACUGUGGCUCAGGAGAACUGAUGUAGAAUUAAGGAAUGACAAGGUCUCUGAGUAUAUACUUGGCCUGGAGAUUUGUUUUCAGUACUGAAAACAGAAUUUUUUGUCCUUUUAUGCAGAAAUCAACUCAUAUCCCCCCGUAAUAUUUUUUUUGGGGGGGAGAUGUAUUUUUGUUGUUAUUGUUAAAGAACAGAGAAAUCCUUGUUGCUCUACCGCAUAUCACCUAGAAAUCUACUGAUAAAUCUCAGUCACAUCUAAGCUACCAGAUGCAAGCCUACUGACAGAACAAGGUUGGGAUGGCUACAGUCAUUGCAUUGCAGAAUCAUAGAAUUGUAGAGUUGGAAGGGACCCCAAGGGUCAUCUAUUCAAACCCUCUGGAAUGUAAGUGUCAGAAUUAAAGCAUCCAUGACACAUGGUCAUUUUCAUGAAUAUAAGCCUUAGCAAUUGUUUAAGCUUCUUGCCAGAAUUGUGGGUUGUUGUUGUUUUAAUGCACUUCACAUUUUUCAUUUGUGCAAAUGUUAUAUCCAUUUGUUUUGUGUGUUUCAUCUAAUGAUGAGAGUUUAUCAACUCUACAGACUUUAAGGAGUUCCCAAGAGAACUCUGGGUAUACAGUAUGGGGGUGAGGGACCUCUAAGAGAAUUCUUAGCACCCUUGCCAAAGGGCAAUUCUCUGGAACCUUUGGUAGAUGGUGGGACAGUUAAACUGGUUCAAGUUCCAUUGAAUUGAAUGGGAGCUACACAGGACCCGGACGCUGCUCUUGCCUAACUCCUGCCCAUUUCAGUGAGGCUCUUCACUGAAAACUUCCUGAUGAGUUGUGACUAUGUUUGCUUGUCUGUAUUUUUCCCCAGAGGAAUUCAAAAUGCUUCCUCUGAAGUUAUCAUUAACUUACUUCAGAGAGUUAAGCUGCUGCAGGAUUGAAAUUGUAGCUAUAGAUCUGUUCAAAAUAGUUAAAUACAGCCAAAUAAAUAAAAGGCCUGUUUGCCACAUGUUUGCCAUUCUAAUUCUGAGUAUAUAUGGAGAAAGGAAACACCAGCCUCUGGGUUGGGUGGAGCUCUCAUUUCCCUGGUUGUUCAGCAGAAGAUAACUUAUCUGUGGUAGGCUUCUUUGCAGAAAUCAUUAAUAUCUACUUGGAGGAAACACUCCAGAGUCAGGGAAGGAAUUAAUGUACCAAACUGCUUGUCUAGAUCUUUAAUCGGUGAGAAAAAUUCAGUAUUUUCUGGAAAGAUUAACCAGAAUUUGCUGUUAUCCCUCAUAACAAACUCCUUGGCUAUGCAGAGUCCCAAGCCCUAGGAGUCUUGUGGCAUAUCUGCUUCACAGACUUAAGCUGACUUAAGCUACAGUCCUGUAUGCACUUACCUGGGAACAAACACCAUUUAACUCAAUGUGACUUUCUUCUGAAUAUACAUGUGUAGUUUUACACUUCUGUUGAUAGUCAUUAAUCCCCCAUGUUUUUCUGGGAAGUGUACUGCAGUUCUUUUCAGGGAGCAGAGGCGAGGAUGGGCUGAGCUAGGGCUCUCUAGAAGACCAUUUUCAGCACUCAUGCCAAACUGCAGCUCCCACAAUUUGGGUGUGUGUGUGACAGUUAAGCUAGCAUACAAUUGAUGUAAGUUCACAAUGUAGAUACACUCCCAGGCAUUGGCAGUUGUAGCCAAUGUAGUGCCCUUUUGAUCUUUUGGACUACGGCUCCAAGUAUCCCUGAGGAUUGGCCAUCCUGCCUGGGGCUGAGGAAGCUGGAAUUCAACGGACAUAUGAAGAACACCAUAUUGGCCACCCCUUCUCUAGUGUUUCCAGCUUAUAUCUCCAGCCAACUCGCUGGUUCUACCUACUGAGUGAUGGUUAUUAAAUGGGCUUGUGUACUGCAUAUGCAUGCUGAAGACACAAAUCCCUUUGCUUCAAAAACAGAUCUGUAUUGAUACAGUUGCUGUCAUUAUAGUGCAGUAUCAGAAAACAACACAGCAAAUGCUAUUAAAACCGGGUGGGGGUUGGGGGUUUUGUUUUGUUUUUUGCAACUGAUCAUUUCCAAGUGCAAGUCUUGGUCUGUGUCUAGACUGUCUCCCACCCUGAAAUCUGAAAUGGUUUUCCUGGUGCAACUGUAUAUUAGAUGCCAGGGGUUUCUUAGAUUCCAAGGGCUUACUUCUGUGCUGUAAUUCCUUUCUGUAUUUUAUCUCUGUGGUCGUGGCACUUGUCUUUUUCUUGGAAGCAAUGUCCUUUAUGGUUCUUUGACAUGUUGCUGAUCGCCUUACAACCUAGCAUCCUCUUUGCCUUCUUUAUUGCAGCUGCAUAUAGGGCUGAAGUCUUUAGGGAUUUUCACAGCAUCAUCCCCAAAUCCUUUUCCCGUAAGUAUACUGUGCAUGUGUUCUCAGUGUAUUACCAAGUUUCUCCAUCUUGCACGUUAUUUCUGUCACCCCUGUGUUUCCAUUUGUCUGUGUUUUGCUGUACUUGAACAGCCUUGCAUUUAUUUCACUUCCUAUUUUUCUUUUUGCAGCUUGCAAAUCUUUUUUAGUGCUACAGAUAGAAUCAUCUGUUUAGAGAGGGCACUUACGCGAUGACUGGCUAGAAAGUGUUAUAUCCUUACUGGUAUAAACUCUUGGAAUCAUGUUCACAAGGUGGCUAAAGUCCAACACUCCCCCCCCCCGAAAUGAUUCUGAGAAUUGAGUGCUUAAUUCUGCGGCUUAACUGUGAUUGGAUUGGGCCCUAAAUAUCCAAACAAAUGAUUUCAUAGGUUAAUCCAUUUCUUUUUAUUUUGCUGACAGAUUUCUGCUGUUGUCAUAAUUGUCAACACUGAUUUGGAUUUUAUAAUAAAUUAUUUAAAUGUCAACCGAUCACCUCUGUUUGCUUGUUGACACUCUCGAAGAAUUCAAAAACCCUUACAGAAGCCAUGAUUUAGCAUGACCUGGUUGGCAUUCAGUUGAGUUUUCCUCGGAAUAGACCUACUGAAAACUCAGCUGAAUACCAUCCUCUGUUUUUAACAAUGCUUUCCAUGAUUUCCCUUGGAAUAGAUGUUGAAUCAAAAAUUACAUCACCAAGCUCUUCUUGGGCAGAAGAAAUAAUUGUAUGCAGCCGACUGGCAACUUGUGCACAGUUAACUAGUGUGAUUGCAGCUUUACACGCUUGGCAGCUGGCCAGCUGAAAUCACACAUGGAAGGCCAAGGGCACAUAAAGAGCUUUUAAGCCCUCCGACUUCCUUAACGGGCUCUGGAAAGCUCUUUUUGGAACUCUGGGAGGUUCCCUCAAGAUCUUGUGGGCGCCUCUUGGGGGGGGCAAGGCCUGCUUGGGGUCCUGGCUUCGGAAAAGUGGGGGUGGUCAUGCGGCAAGGUUGUUCUGACUAGACACAAUUUUGUCUUUACAUGCAAUCCCCCGGAACAUAACCCCCACCCUAGUUGUGAGCCAAUUGUAGUUAACUUUAAGACCACCGCCUACUCAGGUCUCUGUAUGUGUACAUACAUACUCCAAUGGAAUUGUAGCCUGGUCUUCCUUAUGAGUAAAGAGAUGAAUGGCUCUCUAAUUGAAUACAGGCAGCAUUAAUUACAUUAGCAUUAAUUUCAACCUGAGGGUGCUAAAGGCAAAUAAUAAUAAUAAUAAUAAUAAUAAUAAUACCAACAAUAAUAAUACACUAUUAAUGAAAUAAAAAAUAUUAGAUAACACUGGAAGAAUCCUGAUAGUUCUUGCAAAUGUUUUCAGAUUGGGCAGGACAAUGCUGGUUCUUCAGGAGGACUUACUGCUGAGCAGACGUGGUUAGGAUUGUGCUGUAACUCUGUACCUGCCACAUACAUUAACUAGACAGUAGUUAUUCACUGUGCUGAAUAGUGGGACUAUAUUUGCAAAAGCUUGAGUCUGCAGUCCUAAUCCCACUUACAUGGGAGUAAGCCCCACUGAAUUCGAUGGAAGUUACCUCUGAGUAGUAGUUCUGUGCAGGAUCCCAGCCUCUGUCCCAGGCUUGCUUUUGAGACUAAGGCUGCAAUGCUAUACCCACUCAUCUGCGAAUAAUAGGAUUUACCUUUCUGUAGAUAAGGUUAGGAUUCAGGCAGAUUGAGGCUUCCCCCACCCCAUAGAGCCCCUGAGCGGUGAGCCAAACCUGCCUCUAGAGCCAGUGGGGAAGGAAAAUAUGACAGCAUUAUUUAUGUAAAGUCCUGCCACUGAAAAACCCAGAAACCGAACUGCAGUUGAUUAUGCAAAAUGCAAAGAAAUGCAAAAUGGUUGAAAGCCUUUUAUUUAAUGAAUACACUUUGGACGGAAAUGGACAAGGUGUUACAUCCCUGCUAAACAUGCAGGAAUCCUCUUGACUCUGGUGUUACCUUUCUUGAUCUGCGGUAACAUGGCAGCUGAUUUUGUGGUUUUAAACAACCCCCAAGCAUUUGGGAGACUUUCUUGACUUUUCCUUCCAGCUUCCUUUUCCCCAAUUCCAUCCUUUUUGGGCAGUUUCCUAUUUUGAAGUAAAAUGUGACCAUAUUGGUUUUGGGGUUGUUGUUUUCUUUGCCAAAUGUAUAUUUACAUAUAUAUUGGAUUUGAUAGCACUAUGGUUCAUGUUCGCAAGUGGGAACCAUUUAAGAUUCAGAACAGGGUUGCUGCCUUUUCUGGUUGGUUCCAUGAACAACUGUUCUAGGGCACAUUUAGGGUACCUAGAAAUUUCACUCCUUUGCUUUGACCAGAACAGUCUCUUUGAAGGUAAUCGAAGUCUCCUGUUACGGCAGAAUUUCCUCUUUUGGAUGCCUCCUUGAUUUCAUGCUGCACCCUCAAGGUCACCCUAAACAUUUUGACCAGGCUCUUGGGACCUGCUAUCUUUGAAAGGGUCUGCCCUGUUACAAAUUUCUAGCUUGAUGUCCUCUUGGAUGUACAGGGGUACCUUGGUUUGCAACCGUUUUGGACUACAACCACGUCAAACUCUGAAGUGUGUAUCCCUUUUUUUGGAUUACAACCAAUUUGUUUUUUGGAGGCCCCAUUGGCGAAAGUGCGCCUUGGGUUACAACCUGUUUUAGUUUACAACCGGACCUCCGGAACAGAUUAUGGUUGUAAACCAAGGUAUCACUGUACAAAGCAGCAACACCUCCAGUACACCCAGUACAUGGAAAAUGAGCAUUUCAGGAAGCAUAGUGAGGAAGCUGCCUUGGUCAGCAAAAGUUGAGAGGUGCCGAGUGCACAGAGCUGUUUGUGGCAUGGGACCAGUAAACUGCUGGCUUUGUUGGCUUUGGUACGUGGAAUAGGUUGGUGGUGGGGACACCAUUCAUAAGCAUGCCUCAGUCCACUUCAACAUUCAUGCCCUUUCAUCUGGUGUUUUCCAUUCUGUAGCAACUGGUUUAUUUUGUACAAGUAUUUCUUCCAUUUUGUCACCUGCUUAUGUAGAAACAUAUAUUGUACAGUGAUAGACAGGCACAUCUCCGUCAUCAGCAACAGAUAUUUACAAAUUGGUUACCUUCCUGGUAGGCAUGCUGGCUUGCCCCCACGAUUGAUGGGCUCACACCACAUGUUGCAACAUGCUGACGUGUCAUGUGCGUGCUUUGCAGUUUGCACGCAUGACAUGAGUAUGUGGCAUGGCAUGCACAUGUCGCCAUGGGAUAUUGAGGGGCCCGGGGCCCUCCUUGAAAAUUGGAGGGCCCAAGGCCCCCUGCCGCCCCCCAGCUGACACUGCUGCUUCCUUGUGUAUUCCCUUUCAAAGUUACUCAAUUUCCAGGGGAGUCCCCUGAUAGUCAUUUGCAGCCAAACAACAAAGCAUCUUGUGGCACCUUAAAGGCAAAAUUAAUGAUUUGGCUAAUGACCCAUCCCAAAGCCAUCUAUGGCUGCAAUUCUAACCGUGUCUACUCAGAAGUAAGUCCCUGAGUACUAACUUCUGAAUUUAGUUGGGCUUACCCCAGGUAAGUGAGGCUAGGAUUGCAGCCUCACUGUCUUGAUUUUGCAGUUUAGCAUAAACUUCAUCCUGUCCUGUUUCCCUCACUCAGGCCUUGGGAAGGGCAGUUUAGGGCCCUGCUGAUAUUCUGUUCUUCCUGUCCUGGAUUGUCUCAAUUUGUAGUCACACAUUUUGUAGUCACACGAUACCACUUACCUAAGUCCUUUUUGUUGUGCAUCAUUUUAUUUGACCAGAGCAAAUUUAAUUCAGAAAAUGGUCGUGUGUGUGAAUCUGUUGAAGCAUAAUGCUGAAGCUAUUAUAUGUUUUAAAACAUGUCCAUAGUAUAGAAGGUUUAGUGUUUGGCAGCUUGAAAUCUACAGAUUUUAACUGAGAUGCACAGAUAAAGUCAACAGGUAACAAAAGAGACCACUUCUUUUCAUACAAAAAGAAGAACAAUGGAACAAAAUAAUAAUAAUAAAAGCAUUGGGUGUUUUUUUAAUUCGCAUUAGGAAGUGAUUAGGAAGGCUACAGUCAUAAUAAUCCCACUAACCUUGUAGUGGGAUCCACUUCCACAUAGGCUUGGCUAGGACUGCAGACAACAACGUAGAUGCGCACUGAAUCAGCAAAGUACUUCAGGAAAAAGAAAACCAAUGAAGCCCCUGGGAGAACAGCAGCAAUUAUGCAUUGAUGAAUAUGUGAACGAUUGCUUUGUAUUUUACAUGUCUAUUUACAUAUGAUGUGUGUGUGUUUGUUUGUUUUUUUAAAUUGUAAGUUGAGUCCGUGUCAUGAUGGGGCUAGAGGAUAGAGGGAAUGAAAUCCACUUGGUAAUCCACUUUCAACAGAUUAUUCCAGCAUCCCUAGCAUGAGCUGAACCAUGUAUAUGGUUUCGUUCUUUCUUCAAAGUACAAAUCCAUUCCCUAAGCCAGGGCUGUACAAUUUGUGGCCCAUCAAGUUGGAUUUAGCUCAUCAGUCAUGUGUGCUGGUCUCUGAGGGGCAUUUUGCUGCCCACCUGGCAACUGGUCCUGAUGUCCACACACCUUUCUAGAGAAGCAAUACUGGCUAUUCCUUAAGGGGUCCCUGUGGCCCUGCUAGUACUGAUAUUGGGACUUAAGGCAUAAUGAUAUGAAACUUUAAGGUAUCCAUGUAAUCGUAAUUGUCUAAUACUUCACAUGCGCUUGAAAUAAUUAUUUGCACACAUAGAAAUGUAAGUGCCAUAGAAGUGUUUCAUGAAUCCUGCUGAGAAAUGCUUUCCUUUGUGUGUUUACUGUUUUUUGCCACAAUGUUUUUUAUUCCUUAAAUUUAUAUAUUUUUAAAAGCACUGAGUGGCAUCCCUCUAUUAUUUCUUUCAGCCAGUAAUAUUAAAAUAGAGGCACAGAGUGAUGAAGAGAAUGGGCGUGCCUGUGAAAUGAAUGGGGAAGAAUGUGCGGAGGAUUUACGAAUGCUUGAUGCCUCUGGAGAGAAAAUGAAUGGCUCACACAAUGGCAGCAAAGCCAUGUCAGGAGUUGGAGGCAUUCGACUCCCUAACGGAAAGCUAAAGUGUGAUGUCUGUGGGAUAAUUUGCAUCGGUCCCAAUGUUCUUAUGGUUCACAAGAGGAGCCACACUGGUAAGGCCUAGAACAGUUCUUUUCCCCCCAUUUAGCCACACCAGUAGGAAGAGAUUUAUUUAUGUGAGUCUGGGGAACAUAUUCUUUCUUGCAUGCUACAUAGAACCUCUUGAGUAUUUAUGGUUUCAUCAAACACAAAUUCUAAUCAAUUUGAAGUCAUUAAAUCAUAAGUCACAAAUGUUCCCUUCCAGUAAUAGAGAGAGAGAUAAAAGAGACAGUUUCUACACAUAAAUUUCCUUGAUGUAUUGGGAACUGUGCAUGUACGCAUUCUCUCUCUCUCUCUCUCUCUCUCUCUCUCUCUCUCACGCACACACACUAGGAUGCUCAUCUGUAUCACAAUGUGCAUUUCAACAACAACAAACAUUUGUUGUGGUCUUCAUUCACACUACAUGGAUGGAGGUGUGCCUUUCUAUUGCUCUCUGGAUGAAACAGGCCACCUUAAACAUAAUCAGGCUUUGUGUGCAAUAAUGCACACACUUGUAUUUAAAAGUUUAAAGGAGCUUGAAACUGACAUUUGAAGUCCUAACUUUUAUAUGUGGGGUGACAAAUAUAGUUAUUCUGCUAACAACUAUUGAAAGUGAUCCUAAUGAUGUUUAUAAAAAUGUCUGUUUUAUAUGUUCUGUUUCCAUCACACUUUUCAGGGAUAUCAGUUCCAAAAUCACCCUAAAAUUAACUGAAACAAAAUACAUUGUUUUGGACAAAAAUUUCAUACCUAAUAAAUGGAUCAAUGACCUCAGUGGUGUAGGACAGGGCACCAAAUUUGCUAUUGGUAUUUUCAUAUCUUCCUUUAGAAAAAAGUGAUUAUCAAUUUUUAUUAUUUUUGUGAGCCCUGUAACAUGAUCAGUGUAUGAUAAAGUUUACAAUAGACUUGAGUUCCCUCCUGAUUUUUAUAAAGGGCUGACAUUAUUAAAAGGUUUUACUGUUAAUUGUACUGUCCUAAAUAAUCUAUGUACGUAUCUCAAUUUAGGCAUAUUGUGUAAAGUGAUGUUCUGAACAAUUAGGUCAUGAUCCAGUUACACCAUGGGCACUGGGCCUGCACUGUGAAUGGAUCAUGCCCAGAUUAAUUUGUUGCCAUUUGGUAAAAAGAGAAUUGAUUCUCUUUUUAUGCAGGCGAGUUCAUACUGUUCUGUUAUGGGUUGUAAAAAUUCUUACUGGUUUUUAUAAGAGCUUCAUGGCGUAAUUCGAAAAACAGAGUAAAAAAGAAGAGAAGAAUCGUUCCUGAGGCACAGUCUAAAAUACUAUGGAUUUUGAAUUUGCUUGGAUUGCGCUCCUUGUUCUUAAGAAAUAAUUUGUGUUAAUAUGUGGAGGGGGCUUGCUUUUCAUAAUUAAGCAGAUAAUGAAGGAGAUAACUUUUCAAAAUAAAUAUAUAUAAAAAGGAAUAUAGAGAAGAUUUUGUAGAUCGAGCAUCAAGAUAAUUUUUUAUCUAAAAUUGGCAGGUUUUCCAUCAUAAAAAUACUUAUAUCAGAAAGCAAACUCACAACAGAAUGUGAAAUAUCAAAAACAAUAGGAUGCUUUGGAAAUAAAUAUUACUUUUGACAAAAUGCAGAAGGAACUAGCAGAACAGUUAAAGCAACUGAGUGAUAAAAUAGCUAAGCAUAAGAACAUAAGAAUCAAUUAUUAAACAAAUUAACUGUAAGUUGAAGAACUGGAGAAUAAAUCCUGAAGAGACAGAAAUGUAAUAUUGACCUUGUUCACAUGUAGUGUUAAGCUAUGGUUUGUUUUAACCAUGGUUUGUUGAACAAACCAGGAGUAGACCCACAGAUGCCAAACAAAUUGCACUUUGUUUUCCCCAAGCAUGCCUUGUCCCCCCCCCCCGUCUUCUCUGCCCACUGGUUUAUCUUGAACACCUUCAUGGUGUGCUAGUGCUCUCUUUCCAUUGGCCAGCUGCACAAACAGGGCAGGGAGAUCUCCUUGGAGGUUUUCAGCCACAUUUGGCAAUAACUGUGCACAAUUCUCUUCCCCCUUCACAGGAAUAGCCAAUGUUUCCUCAAUACAAUACAAUCCUUUACCCUUUUCUUUCAUCCUCAUGGAGUGAAAGCAUUUUUUUCUCUGCAGGACUCAAGGCAGCAAAUCCACCUUUCCUUUGCUCCUUUUUAGCUAAAGUAGAUUGCUGGCCAAAUAUGUGACUUUGUAGAGCAAAAAAGAACAGGAGGAUAGGUUUCCAAUAAACAGUCAUAGAAUCGUAGAGGUGGAAGGGACCCAAUGGUUAUCUAGGUCAACCCCCUGCAAUGCAGGAAUCUCAGCUAAAGCAUCUCUACCACUAGUAGCCAAAGAGCAGGAAGCAACAUAACAGUGUAUUUUCCCCUCACAAACCUCCCUGCCCCAUCCCACAUGGCAAGUUGUUCCAUGCCGUUCCCUAAUAAGCCACCUCACCGAUAGCUAUUGAAGUAAUUUCAAUGCACAGUUAGUGGCUCAUCCUCAGAAUUCGCACUUCUCCUAUGCUGCAAAGUCCAAGAUCUGGGGAUGAGGAUGAGUUUGCGCUCUUGGACUAGGCUGUUUGGAGGGACGUCGGUGCAGCAGGAGAAUUCAGCCUCAGAAGCUGAGGCAGAACCAGCCCUAAGCUCACACCAUAAGGAGAAGUGCCAGACUUCAGGGAAAGAGGAGUCAAGGUCUUCUCAUGAGUAGGGUCCUGCUUGAAUUCCACAGCGGGUGGAAUUCAACUGGAUUCUGGGUGUGGUUCUAGCAACUCUAGCUCAGUGCUAGGCUGGAGGCCUGUCUGCCAUCACUGUGUCCUGAGCCUGGCCUGGAAUCAGACCGCCCCAUGAUUUGUCACUUGCUUGAGCCCAUGCUUGAUCCUCUGCUUGCCUGGCAUCAGAGGCACCAAGCUGUGCUAAAGAUGGGAGGGGGCAAGACGCACGCGUGGCGUUGGGAGCAUCCAAGGGACGGAGCCAAAUGCAGCAGCAGCAGCACGGGUUCAAUGGCUCCUCCUCUCUUGCACUUGGCCUCCUCCUCCUCCUCCUGCCACCAUCACCAGCCCAGGGCUGCUUUGCCCAUCUUUCCCUUACACGACAGGAGGAUAAAAGGUUGUCGGCUCCAUGCUCCACCUCCUCCACCACAUGAGAAGAGACCCCACAGUUGCUGUGCCUCUGCUUUGUUUGUUCUGAACACUGGAAGGGGAGCCUAGCCCCUCUAUGUUGGUGCCUAUGCCUGGCAUUGGCCCUCAGACUGGCUUUGGAUGGUUGUGGUGCUAUCAAGACCUGGGACCCAGCUGGGGGAGGGCAAAUACUUGAAGAGAGGACUCUCUUCAUGGGCUUUGAAAUUUUGAGGUCACUGCAUCAGCCAAGUGGCUUUCAAUGUCAUUUGGAAAAUGUGGAGAUCUAUGGACAAGACUCCAAGUUAAGGAAAGGAAAACAUCUGAAGACAUAUAUGAUAUUUAUUAAGGAUUUGUGGACUGACACUUCUCAUACAAGCUGCUCAUACAAAAAACUUAGUACCAGUGAGUGGUGAAAAGGCAAAAAUGCUUGGACACAUCUAUCUGAUUUGUUUUGGCUUUAUUAUUUCUAGAAACAGAAACGUAAACUGGGGAGAGGUUCUUCCAGCAUUCUUGUGGCUCUGGGCGUGCCUUACCUUCCUGAUCUCUACAGUUUCUCCUCUUGCACCUGGAACUCUGUGUGAGAAAAGACAUUGCUAGUCCUAUUUAUAAGGUUUUCUGUUUAUUAUGCUAAGAUACCCCACAGUUGCCGUGCCUCUAAAAUUUGAAGAAGAAAGAGCAGAAAGGAAAAGCUAACAUUUUCCAAAUGACAGCAAUUCACUUCAUGUUGCUUGUAACUGAUUUGGAGCCUUCUGAAAUAAACAAUUUUUAUAGUCUGAUGUCCAAAAAACGUGACUUUUGAAUCACAGCUCUGACUUCACCCAUUGGCUAAAAACACUUAAUGGUGGGAGCAACCAGGCUGGGUCAUCUCACAGAAAUGUUUAGGUUGCUGGCAUAUUUUGCUUUAUAACAUUCAUUUAUAGAGGACUGGAGACUUAAAAAUAAAUAAAUAAAUAAAUAAAUAAAUAAAUAAAAUGAAAGCACUGAAUAUGUUCAGGUUGCUGACAUGGGCCCUAGUGCAAUUGCUCCAAUUACACCAUUAUAAUAUGACAACGGGGAGGUAACAGCAAGCAGACAUAACUCCUCCCUCAGCUUUUGUGCAGCCCUGUUAAAACCAGAAGUAAAAAGGGGUGCUCUAUUAUUGACAUGUAGUAUGUGCCUGAUGAACACGUGAGGCUUGCAAAACCCAUUAAUUUGAGUAAAUCCUGUAUAUUGCAUUCCCUUAAAUAAAUAUUUGAUAAAUGAAUACAACUCUUGCAUGGCAAGUGCCAAAUGUGAUGAAUGAGUGACCCUGGUUAAAAGGCAUAAUUACAUUUAAUAGACACACCUGCCAAGUGAAGAUAUGCAAAAUAAGUACCUGAUAUUUUUCAUUAAAAGUGAGGUCUUAAAUGUAAGUGGACUGAUCUUAUACUCCCCCUGCUUUGCUAUUUGUAGCACAGAAUACAAACCAUAGCACAAUGCAGUCAGGGUCUUCCACCAGAGUUCCCAUACAUUGUAGGUAUCCUAUUGUUCGUUAAAGUGGUCGUCUCAGAUCUGUUCUAGGCUAGCCACUGUGCAGUCAGGAUUGUGCUGAAUAUUUAUUUAACAAAAUGCACUUGGUGGUAAGAAAACCUCUAAGCAAUUGACGGUGAAUCCUGCUCUGCUUAGCUGAAUGGCAGGCCACAUAAGCUCUUCGUAAAUGACUUCCCACCACUUAACAUGUCAAAUAGUGGCCUGACCAUUUCUAAGCUGCAGGGCAUGUACUUGAAAUUGCCCUCGCAUUAAGAUUUUACGAUAAUACGUAUGUUUGUUAUGUUUGUUUAUUUAUUGAAAUGCUGAAUAGGGUCACCAGGCUACUAUCGGGAUGUGUUGUGUUUCCCUUUGAAAACUGAUGCUGUGAUUGUUUCAUUCUUGUUCACGCUUAGGGAACUAUAUGAAUAAGUGCCAUCAGGGGUGGGGAAUCUACAAUAUAUUGUUGUUGUUGUUGUUGUUAAUAUACCGACCUAUACGCAGAGGUCUCAGGGUGGAUGUUGGCCACUGGUGGGCCCAGUUUGACUUUCAUCUGAAUAUUAUGAGCUCUGCUCCCCUCUCUAUUUUGCUCCUCCCUGUAAAAUACUGAAAUGGCUCCUGAGUGGAGCACACAAUUGGGGUGACUAUUCAGCCCAGUUGCCGGUGAAGCAGAAGCUGGGAGAACUGUAAGCAGACCUCCCUCUUCCCUUCUUCCUGAGGCUCCUCAGCCUGCUUCCUUGUAUCCUCAUUCUCAUAAAGUUAGCUAGCCAUUUGAACAUAUGUAUGAGAUUUACUUGCAUUAUUGUUUAAUUAAUUUUCUAUGCAGCCCUUGCACCCAAAGGAGCCCAGGGCAACAAACAAUUAUGCAGCACAACAAUACAAAUGAAGAAAUGAAUGAAUAAAACAUUUACAAAUAUUAAGAGCAGCUAAAAAAAUUAUUUAGCUUCCCAUUCUAAUAUGGUAGGAAUAGGUGCCAGUCAUAUGGGCGGGGUACAACAGCAACAAUAAUAAUUACUAUUACUAUUAUUACAGAAUUUUGUAUCGCAUCAUUUUGCAGCUGUGAUAAUAUACGAGAUCAUUUCACAAUGACACAUUGAUAAUUUUUUUGUAUAAGCUGACAUGAACAGCAGAUAGUCCAAUUCUAAUUUUAUCAGAUUGAUAAUUCAUAUUACAUCUCCUAUCAGUUUCUAAUAAUGAUAAUAAUAAUAAUAAAUUUUUAUUUAUACCCCUAGUAUAACAUAGCAAAUUUGCAUGUUCUCUGCAUAUCAAAAUAGCUUCAACAUUCAUCUGACAUUUCCAAUACUUGCUAUCUAAUGCACUAUAUAACUUAUGAAAAUGUUCAGGAGUAAUGUAUCAACUGGACAUUACUGUAAAACAAGUCUCCCAAAUUUAAGCACCUAAUUAAAGGUUAGUACCAGAAUCUUAGCUAUGUUCUCAUGGCAAAUGUUAUCAAUGACACUGUAUCUUUUCCCCAAUUUAGAAUAUAGUUUUAAAAUUGUUCUUUGUAAUAAAGAAUUUGCAAUAUUUUAUACAAUUUAGCCUGACACAUGCAUCUUUUCCAAAGCAUUUCACUUUUGGUAUACUCAUUUUCCUGAAGUAUUAAUGAAACUAAAUAUUUCUAGUCCAAAGUGAUGAGUAUCCACUGGAAGUUCAAAAUAUGACCGGAAGUAAUUGCGAUGAAACAGAUCUUUGUGUCUAUGUUGUUACAGCAGCGUCAAAGUCAUAAAUUUAUGCUAAAAGGUAUUUAGGAAGGCUAAUGCUCUGCAUAUAAGUAUCCCACAACUUUGCUCUAGUUUGCUUCCGAAUUUGAAUGUUUCUAGUCCUUCAAAGAAAAAGGGUCGUUUAACGUUGUCUAGGAACAUAAAUAUUGACGCUAAGCUUCUUAGACGCUAAGCUUCUUCUUAGCCUAUGGAUUUUUAGAGUUGGAGGGGACCCUGAGGAUCAUCUAGUGAGGACGAGGGUGCCAGUCCCUUUCUGUUUGUUUCAAUUUGUGUUUAUGGGAGUGUUGUGGUGGCAUGGGAUGGAUGGGCACUCCUUGCUGAGAGGGAGGAGUUCUGCAGGGAGGGGUUGUGUGACCUCCAACCUAUUCUCUGGUGAGAACGUAAGUUAGGGGCGAACAACCUAGGUGGGAGUGGGUUGCUCUCCUAAGAUGCAGUUACGUGAUGGGUAGGAGUGCUCUCUGACUGGGAGUCUGCCACUGGGGUGUGGGUGGGUGUGUUGGAGGUGUUUGUGCUGCUGUCCAAGGCUUGGAAUGGAAACGGAAUCCCAGCCAGAUGGAAUCCUUGUGGGUCCCCAGGGCCAGGAAAUUAGCCAGUUGUCUGUUCUGGAUGGGGAUGCACUCCGUCUCCAAGAGCAGGUGUGUAGCGUCUGUGAGUGCCUUUUACCAGCUUUGCUAGCUCCCACCAUUCCUGGGCAGGGAUAGCUUGACAACAGCCGUCCUCACAUUGGCAACAUCAAGGCUUGAUUACUGUAAUGUGUUUUAUAUGGGGCUGCCUUUGUAUUGUUCCAGAAGCUACACUUAGUGUAAAAAUCUGCUGCACAGUUGAUCUCUGCAGCAGCAUAUAAACUACAUGAUAUUUAUGUUGAAUGCAUUGCACUGGCUACCAAUUCAAGGUUUUACUUCUGGUGUAUAAAGUUCUAUAUGGCUGUCUACCAGCUUGUCUGAGAAGCUCUCUCUCCUGUGACACCCACACUGUCAACUUAGAUCUGUAGAUGGAGAACUUGAUAGUGUCACAUGACCCUGUCGCAAAACAACGCUGGGGACUCCAGCACAUGCUUUUAGAGUUGUGGUACCAGGUCUCUGGAAUUCUUAGAAACGAAGCUGGUGUCAAACUUCCUUAUGUUUUAGAUGUUUGUUAAAAACUAUUCCCCAAACUAUUCCAAAAUUAGUCUGUUUUAUUGCUAGUUUUUGUUUUAAUGCUGUUUUAUGAUAUGUAUUAUGUUUUACAUUCUAUUUCUGUACACUGCUUAGGUGCUGUCUGAGUGUAGUGUGGUUUUUAAAUUCCUGAAAUAAAGAAAUAAGUGUUGUAAAUGUAACUAGUGUUAAAAUUAAUUAAAACUUUAGUUGACUAAUUAACCAAUAAAAAUGAUUAAUCACAGAGGUAAAAAAUUAAUUGGCCUGUACCGAGAGGUAAGGGUACACUUUUUUGUUUUUUUGGAUUUUUUUUUGUUUUGGUGUGUUACUGUAAUAUGGAAAGAAAAAAUGAUAAUAAAGAUGGUCUUUCCUUCCCAAAAUGCUUGGUAACUUUAGUUUAUUGUCAGUGUUUCCUGGCUUACAUUGGUAUUUUAACAAAUAUUGAGUUCCUGGAAAAAUGUACAUUUAUUGAAAUCUAAUUAAACUAUUUAAAAGGCAAAUGCUUAAUCAAUUUCAAAAUAUUUAGUUGACAAGCCGUGCUUGUGGAACUCAGUGAAGUGACCCAAAGAGCCUACCUUCCUCAAAAGGCAAUCUUGCAAUAAAACAAUCGCAUUUAUAAAUCUUAGUAUCCCCAGUCAAACUGGAUAAUGUGUGCUAAUUUGCCCCAGUUGCACCGGACUACUUUUCUAAAACAGAAGAAACACAAAGACACAUUAGCAGAAAACCUGAGUUGUCAGGAUCCGGCCUCCAAGGAGGGUCAGGACUUCUGAAUGGAAGACACAGCUUCCUUUGCUAUGUCUUAACUUCUCUUUUCUGCCCCCCCCCCCCCCAGUGCUUUUCUCUGUCUCUUUCCUGAUUUGGCUGCUUAGGGACAGCCAGGUAAUGGAGAAGAAAUUGAAAGGGAAAAUACAGGGAAAAUGUAAAUGAAAAGAAGUUAUUAUAACUGUUAUAAUGAAGUGCCUUUCAUUUAAAUAUAAGAAUGUAACGCUGAAAUGAACUUGUGAUCCUGAAAUGCAUUUUUAAUGAGUUUCCUUUUUAUUUUGCUGCUUCAGUGGCAUAUUUUAAAGACCCUUUGAAAAAAGCCACAUUAAAAAACCCCACCAAAUGCCACAACAUGCAAAAUUGGAUAUUGGUUUAUUCCAAAACUGCUGAUCAGGAAGAGUGGCUCUUCAACACAAAAUGUUGCAGUCACUUUAUUUAAAUGAGUUUGAAUUUGCAUUGUGAUGUGCCAUUCUGAUUUAGAAAAAAAAAUUAGAUUUUCAGAUCAAAUUGACCCAGCCAGUGAAGCGUUAAGGAACUGGCAGGUUUAGUCUGAAAGGCUCAUGUUAUAUCAAACCUGCAGCCGGUGGAAGUCAUAGAGCACCAGUUGGAAAACAACUUUCUCACUGAAAUCUUCCUCCUGUAACAAUGUAAGAGUUUUGUUCUCACAUAUUUUUCCCUCUCAUUCUCCCUGUAGGCGAACGCCCCUUCCAUUGUAAUCAGUGCGGGGCAUCCUUUACUCAGAAAGGAAACCUUCUCCGUCACAUAAAGUUACACUCUGGUGAAAAGCCGUUCAAGUGCCACUUGUGUAACUAUGCUUGUCGUCGGAGAGAUGCUCUUACGGGCCACCUGAGGACCCAUUCUGGUAGGUGUCCACGUUAGAAAUUCUGGAAACAAUGUGCUUGCUGCCUGCCCAGGCCAGAGGUCAAGGGGUGCAUCUGCAACUGGUUCAGGAUAAAAUAUCUUUCACUUCAUGUUUUCUCUGCCCUUGCCUUGAAAUCAAAGGCCUGCUGGCAGGCAGAUAUCAGAUAGAUAGAUAGAUAGAUAGAUAGAUAGAUAGAUAGAUAGAUAUCUGUGCUUGUCAGUUUGCCUCCCAUGUGUGCUUGCACAGCUUGACCCAUUAAGCCAAGUGCAGCCCACCACCAUGUAAGCUGGACUACUUGAGGGUCCUUCCAUUCUUGCCGCCUGCUUGGGACUUUAAGAACUGGGAAACUGCCGAGUCCUUGGCAGGCCAUAAUACACAGCUGUGGGCUGUGUUCUGUUUGGUGGAUCACAAAUUGCACAGGUCUGGCAAUUUUAGGGCCAACAGUUCAUGGGAAUUAUGCAUAAGAAUGAAGCAAUCCAAGCACCGGUCAAUGCACUCACAAUGUAAGUAGCACAGGGCAAACAAAAAUAAAUAAAUGCUGAGUUUCAAAGGCAGGUUUAGAAGAAGAAAAACUACCCUUCCUCAUGUGUUGCAUGAAGAACUUGAACUUGACUGAAUGUAAGCACUAAAGUGAAUUCUUCUACUGUUCCUGCUAUGAACAUGAGGCUGUCCAAAUUCACCUUCCCAAAGAAUGUGUUAGGCUCAAGACGAAAGUGGAGGAAAACUGGAAUCUGUGUUUGGAAAUAGCAACGGUGUCCUACAACUUUACUACCCUACUUCACCAACAGUGGGUUUGAGUACUGGCAUUUACAAUAUUUCUGCGACAAAACUACACAAACCUCCCAUCUUCAGUAUAUGGAAAGCAAAAUGACUGCUUCCAAACAAUUUAAAGAAUCAGCUGGGUGCAGCAGGACAUCAAAAAUGCAUUUACCAGUAGAUUUGUACUGAACACAUACUUUGAAUCAGGAUUUGAACAAGUUCUAAUUUGUCAGAUUUAGGUCCCUUCUUAUUAGUGUUCCAACCUUACAGGAAACUUCUACAAGAGAAGGUGGUAAUUAAAGCUUGCAAUCCUAUCUCACUUAUCUGGGACUAAGCCCCAUUGAAUUCAAUAGUACUUACUUCUGGGUAGAAAUAGUUUCCUUGUGACAUUAUGCACCCAGAGUACAAAAUUAGUUGCUUGUUUCUUGUUUCUGAGUGGGUCACUGAUUCUAGAUGUUUGGAUCCGCUUGAUGCAGUUAUUUGACUCUGUUAUUAUCAGGAUUAUUUAAUUUAGCUUCUAUAGUAAAUUCCGUUUUCCCCCUGCAGUUGGCAAGCCCCACAAAUGUGGAUACUGUGGUCGCAGCUACAAACAGCGCAGCUCUUUGGAAGAACAUAAAGAGCGUUGCCACAACUAUUUGCAAACCAUGAGCCUCUCAGGCGGCCUCUACCCGGGUAAGAGUACUUAGCAGAAAGGCAAAACUAAGGCCUCGACUGUAAUCCGUGCCACUGCCGGAGCAUUGCAAGCAGCAAAGCCUCCCUUCAUGAGCCGCCCAAGCAGUCUCUCCCGGGGCACAGGUACAUUAAGGGUCACCAAGGGCAGCAGCGGCACAGAGACAUGCGGCCGGGGGCUUUUCAGUGUUGCAGAGAAUGCUGGGAUACAAUCUUUAUUGUGUGGUGGGGAAGUACUCUUCAGUUCCCACGGGAGCAGGUGGAGAAGCCCCUUUGUCCUCCUCUCUGACCAGCCAUUCAGGCAAGGGAUUCCUGCUCGGCUUUUGCACUCCUCUGCCUUUUAUCACCAGCCCCCCUGGAUGCCCCUAGACCAUCUUUGCCUUCCUUUCUCUUGCUGUGCCUUUUUGUUUGCAUAUCCCAGUGGGAAUACAGGCAUUCCCCUUCCAUGAGCCCACCAGCAGGGAUGUCAGCAGGAAUUCCUGAGCCGCAGACACUGUACGACGUGGAUUGGGGCCCCAGCAGUUGGUUGGCAAGAGCCAGGGCCUGCUUCACUUCUCUGGGGGCCCUUGGUCACAGGGUAUCCACAUCACAGGUCUCACAUGUAGAGAAAUACAGCUUUCAUAUACGUGAUCCAUGUGAACAGACAGAGCACUGUACUUCAGCAUGGAAACCCCCAUAAAAAGUUCAGUUGAUACAAGGAACCAUCUUGGGUAUGUAGUGCAGAAUAAACACACCACACUUAUGAAGAUGCAGUGCUAUUAACAAGGAGUUUGGGAUGAAAGGUUGCCAAGGGGUCUUUCUGAGGAUGGAGUGGUAUUGUAAGGCAGUGCAACCGACCUGCCCCACAGACCUGCUUGUAAGGAAAAAAUGAGCAGGGGGAGAACCUGGACCUCUUUGCAGGAAAUCAUAGAAUCACAGGAUUGAAGAGCUGGAAGGGAUCCUAAGGGUCAACUACUAGUCUCCCUGCAAUGCAGGAAUUGCAAGUAAAGCAUCCAUCCAGCAUCUGUGUGACAGCCCUUGAGAUAUCUCCUCUCAGUCUCCUCUUUUCCAGGCUGAACAUUCCCAACUCCCUCAACCUUUCCUCAUCCGGCUUGGUUUCCAGCCCCUGGAUCAUCUUUGUCGCCCUCCUCUGCACACCUUCCAGCUUGUCUCCUGUGCAGAACUCAGGGGAAACCAGCCCCAUAAUCUGCCUGCUUGCUAGGGGUAUAUUUCCUGUCUCUGCUAAAUUAUGGAUUUCAGGGAUAGGCAUAUAGAUGUGUUAGAUGCUCAAGAUUCAUUGUGAGUUUUCCACAGAGUUUUGAGGAGGAAUAGUUUAGGUUUCAGCCUUACAUAAUGACAUUGUUCUGUUCCUACUCUUCCCCCCUCUCCCUGCUCUAUUUACAGUCCUGCUACUGUUACUGGAUGCCAUUGGAUGUUUGGGGAAACAAAACAAAAUAUCAUCGCCUGCUAAAAAACAACAACCCUGUUUAGACAAGCCUCACCUUUCUCAGCAUCUGGGCAGGCUUGCCUAAACAGGGUUGUUUUUAGCAGGCGUCAAAAAGAGUGCAGUAAAAGACCUGCUUGAUCUCAAUAGGCAGGGAGUUCCCAAGUGCAGGUGCUGCCACUCUGAAUGAUCAAAUUCUUACCAAGGCAGAAUGGGCAUUACGUGGCACCUUUAGCUGAUCAAACUGCGCAAGAGGGCACACGCAGAGUAAGGCCAUCUCACAGGUAAAACGCUCCCAAGGUGUUAAGGGCUUUAUAUACUUAAUACACUAAUAGCAUACAAUGGCUUUAUAUACUAAUAGUAACAUCUUGACCUUGCCCUGUAGCAAAUGGGCAACCAGGGCCGCUCUCUGAGCACAGGUGUUCUAUGCUGACAAGGCCUUAGCCCUGUCAGCAAUGGUGCUGCAGCCUUGGGAAGGAUGUCCCUGCAAGGAGGGGAGAUCCACAGCAGGACAUGCGCUGCAAGGAGGGAGAGGAGUACAAUUCUCGCCUUCACUCUCCAUUCCCAUGCUUCUUGCAAAGCUUGUAAAAAUCAUUUUCUUUCAAAAAAAAAGUACUAUGUUUAGACUUAUUUAUUAAUAUAAAAUAAGCAACAUUGGCAAUAAUUGUUAUAGAAAGGUUCACAUUCUAAACAUUCAAGUUAACGCAAAAUGUUUGUGCAUUAUGAAACCUCAGCUCUGAGGGAGAGGCUGGAUUGCAGUGAUCUCUGUGCUCCUCCAUGGGGAAAGGGUCUACAUUGUUCCCCCUUCUGUAUAAGAAAUGAAAAACAUGAUAUUAAUAUAUGAUGAAUAGAUUGUGAGAGAUGAGAUUAAAGAAAGCUUCUGUGCUCUGUAAUAUAUGAGACUGUGACUCAGAAGCUCAGAGAACCCUUAGUCCCUUUAAAAUGUAUUUGCUUACGUAUUUAUAAAGCUAACAGUACUACAAGCACGACAACCUUAAAUGCUCCCAUACACAUAGGAAGUCUUGUAAUGGAGAGACAGGGAGACAUGAUAAGAAACAGAGCAAUUAAUGUUAAUGGCUACCAUCACUGCCUCAACAAAACAGAAUUCAGUGGAAUACACAUUUGAGAAGGAUAACUCCAAAACAAAAUAAUUGUCAGAAACCAGAGUCAGGUGUAGGUCAGCAAUAAAAAACACUGGGGUCCGUGAAGUUAAUUAUUCAAAGAAACUAAAACAGAGCAUGCCUAGUGGUCACAGCAACCCUUCCCAGUAGGUCUUGUUUCAAUGACGGCCCUUCCUAACACUCCUCCCUCACAGCAGGAGGGGGAGACACCCUGGAUUCUUCAGCAGCCUGCCUCCUCUUGGCCUCUUAACCCCCUUCUGCUUCUGCCUAUUGGUCUGAACUGCUCUCUGCCCCAGGUUCUGCCCACUCACUAAGCCCUGUUUCCUCUUCAGCUUCCGACACCUCCUCCUCCCAAUCUGCUCCCUCUUCUCCCUCAGACCUCUCAUUGUCGUCCCACCACCAACCCCCGGAGCCUUCUUCCCCAGGGGGUUGCCUUAGGGGUUCCCUGGAUGGGGCCUCCCAACACUCCUCUGCAUCCAACCAGCCUGUGACAGUAUCCAAAACAUCAUUAAAUAUUUCCUGGGUUCGAAAAUACUGUCAUUAAGAGUGUGUGUGUGUGUGUGUGUGUGUGUGUGUAAAAUUGAAGAUCACUAGUGCUCACCACAUAGGCAGCCAGCUGCAGAGCUCACAUUUGACUAUUGCAAAGUUCUCCGCCAUCCCUUGUCAUAUCACAACCACCAACUGCAGGUGGUGAAAAACGACAGCCUUGCUUGACUAAUCUCUGGGUUCACAGAGUAGCUUAAAAUAAAGUAUCUUUCUUACUAAUAAACUUUUGCUGCUUUGAAGAGGAUGAGCCUUAAAUUUCAGGAAGCUUUUAUAAGAGUGCCAUACAAGCUAAAGUCAAACACGAGGCCUCACUCCAAGUCAGCUUGUAAAACCCACUGAAAGCUAGUUUCAGUUUUAAAAGAAAACAUCUCAGGAAGUUAAUCUUCACUGGAAUCGAUCCUGACAAAAAUCUCCACUCCCAGGGGACUAAACAAACUCAAAUCCAUCCCUCUUUAACAUUCUUACUCUUUAGAAUUGGUUGAGCUCAGGAGUUCAGCCCCACUUCGUUACAGAGCCAUAGAAUUGGAAGGUAGUCCAAAGGAAUCACAGCUAAAGAAUCCCUGACAGAUGGCCACCCAACCUCAGCUUAAAAGCCUCCAGCGAAGGAGAGCCUGCCACCUCCUGAGGAAUCUGUCCCAACAGCUCUCACUGCCAGAAAGCUCUUCCUGAUGUUUAGUCAGAAUCUCCUUCCUUGUCAUUUGAAGCCAUUGACUCAGGUUGUCCCCUCUGGAGCAGCAGAAGACUAGCAUGCACCAUCUUGCAUGUGACAGCCCUUUGGAUAUUUGAGGGUGGUCAUAAUAUCACCUCAGUCUUUGCUUCUCCAGACUAAACAUACCCAACUCUUCAGCAACAGGGUGAGCAAGUCAGGGCACCCCCCCCCUUUGUGACCUAACAGAUCCCAGCUUCCAAAGUUAACUAACUAAAGAACCAACAAAAACAGACAUGAAAGUAGUAAUUCAGCAGGGGCGUGGGGCCAUCCAGUCUAUUUCACAGAACGGCACAUGUGUGAUUGCCUGCUCUGCUGGAAUCAUGGGUUGCUGGGUAGAAGGAGCUCCCAGCCCUCAGGGAAUUAUUUCAACCCCAUUAGUCCAUGGUAGCUGGCCAGGAAAAGCUGAGAGACAGAGGAAGCCUUCACAGGUGUGGCAGCUGGAUCCCAUUCUGAGGGUGAGAGUUGGAAGGGACCCCAAGGCUCAUCUAGUGCAGCCCAUGCAAUGCAGGAGUCUCAGCUAAAGCAUCCAUGACAGUUGCUUUAUAAUAAUAAUAAUAAUAAUAAUAAUGACAGUUGCUUUAAAAGAGCAGUUAUCCUCUCACACUGGGGAUGCUCCAUGGAAUGAGGGGCUCCUGGUAGGAGGGGAUUCAUAGGGGUGGGCAACCUGUGCAUUUUGGUUUCUCAUUUUUCCUAUCUUCAGUUCAGCUCUCCAUAGUUCCACAUCAGUUUGCAAUUAUUAUUUCUUGAAAUUUCUCACAACAGAAAAUUUUUUAAUGUAGUUUUCCCUAGUAUUUCCCCAAUACAUUUUUUUAAAAAAUGUUUUCACCAAUAUAUGUAUUUUAUGCAUAACUUACGGUACCUAGCAUUUUUGUGCACCUUGGCUGGAAAACAACACUGUAAAAUUAUUAGAAGUGCAAAUUCUGUAGGAUGGCUCUGUUUUGGUUUGUGUAUUGAUUUGAAAAAUGCAGAUCAGGUAGCUUUGUCUUUCAUGAGAGCUGAAUUGAAUUUCCGACCCAAACCUAGUUGUUCCAUCAUUAGGGGUUUGUGGAGAUUUCCUGCCUAGUGCAAAGGUUUCAGGUGUCAUGUGGAGAGCCUGAUAAGACUGUGCUAGGGAGUAGUUAUGCUGCCUCUUGACGUCAGUGUGAUGGGAAGGAAAUGUAUUCAUCCAGUCCUGAAAGCAAAAUGUGGUUUGUUAGGUAAGCGUUUGGCAUCCAGGACCUUCAGGGUAGCCUUCUCUGAAAUAUAACUUUUUCCAUGCACAGAACACAGCUCUGUGAUCUCAAUACACGGAUCAGAUGGUAGUGUCAGAAGGAGGGCUUUGGGUUUGUUAGGCACUGGGGAACAUCUGGGGACAAGCCAGGCCUGUAUAAGAAUUAUGGGCUCCACUUGAAGGGGGGGUUGCAAAGAAGGUGGUCAAGGAAUUGUCUGCAUCUGUCUUCACCGCAGAAGAUGCAGGGCAGACCCCUGUGCCUGAAUUAACUUCCUUGUGAAGAGGUCCCAAGGAAGAGACAAAUAGUGGAGGAAAACGAAGUUCUCUGCCUUGUUGACAAGUUUAAACCUAGCAAAUCAGAGACUGAAUGACACCCAUGCAAGAGUUCUGAAAGGACUCAGAUGUCAAAUUGCUCAUCUAACAAAAGUACCACGUCACUUGUCCCUAAGAUCAGCCUAUCUGAGGAGUGGGAAAUGGCCAGCGUAGCACCAGUUUGAAAAAGAGGAUCUGGGAAACUACAGGUCAGCUAGUUUAGCAUCUGCUCUGGGAAGACUAGUUGUUUCUUUAGCAUUGAUAAAGAUACAACUGCCAAACAUAUAGAAGAGCAGACCUUGCUGAAACAGAACCAGCAUGGCUUCUGCAAGGGUAAAUUAUUGCCUUUUGGGGGGUUUGGGGAGUGAGAGUCCACAAGAAUAUAGAUAGAGAUGAUUCAGUUUGCAUUGUGUGCUCUAGACAGAGCUUUCCAAAGUUCUCAUGUUGGUGACACACUUUUUAGACAUGCAUCAUUUCACGACACAGUAAUUCAAUUUUACUAGCGAACCAGAGGUUAAACUAACCCCUUAUAAGAGUGUUCGCAUGGCACACCUGCACACUGUUUUUCUAACAUGUCACAACACACAUUUUGGAAAGCUCUGACUUAAGAGUUAGUGGCAAUUGUUAGAAAGGUUAAUUCCAUGUUAGGAAUCAUUGGAAACAGACUGGAAAUAAAACUGCCCAUAUCAUAAUGCCAUUAUACAAAGCUAUGGUGAAAAACUGUUACUGGUUUUGGAAUUUAAAAAUGGUUUCGCAGUGCUAAAACAAUUCAUUCAGACUAUGCCAUCUGAUUUGAGAAUCUAGCCUUGGAUAUCCCAGACUGCUUCUUUUUGGGCACCUUCUCCCCCAUGCCUCAGCAAAGCUGGAACUUUCCAUGCCUGUGUGUUUAGGAUAUCUUGUUUCUUUUAAUUUUUGCAGUCAUGAAAGAGGAAACCAGCCAUAGAGAAAUGGCUGAAGACCUGUGCAAGAUGGGAUCAGAGCGAUCCCUUAUGUUGGACAGACUAGCAAGUAACGUCGCCAAACGUAAGAGUUCUAUGCCUCAGAAAUUUGUUGGUAAGAGUUAAAUGUUUGCUGCCUCCUUUACAUGGUUGGAUUUUUCAAUUUUGUUUUUCUUUAUUGCAACAGGAAGAGCAAAGUAAUUAAUUAAGAGAUUCAGUUCCAAGCUACUCCUAGCUCCAGUCAGUAAUUUGUGAAAAUUUUGGAUCAGUCAUUUAAGCAGCACUUUCAAUCUCGGAAACAUUUGCAGUGUUUUGUUUGUCGCAACAUGAUAAAGCACAUAUAAGAUUUCAGAUAUAUAUCUGAAAAGACAGAAACAAUUCCUCCUACCACAUCUUUAUUUUUUUUUAAGCCCAUUUUUGUCUUUUGAAAGUUUCCAGUGGCUUACCUGGGGCUUCCAGUGGUUUCUUGUCCAGGAAGUGAUCAGGGCUACUACACCUGUUUAGUUUCAACAACCGCACAGAAUCAUGUGCUCUAAGAUCAUUCACUAGACUGCCGAGUGCCCUAGAUUUUACCCAUUUCUGCUUCUCCUUCUCUAGGGCAGUUUACUGGUCUAUUGCUUCUCCUACAUUAUCACAUUCUCUGGUGUGUGUGUGUGUGUGUGUGUACACAAACUGAGAGAGAGACAUACAUAUUAAGUUCACUAACGCAAUUGUGUUUACUUUCAAAACAUCUAUUGGGAACAGAAUUGCCAGGUCCUCUAUGGAGAAGGUGGGUUAUUGCACGUGGUGCACAAGAGAGGUGGGAUAAAUCAUCUUCUCCUGCCUAGUUUUCACUAAAAUUAUUAUAUCCCACUUUCCAUCAGUGCAUUCAGAGUAACUUAACAAAGCAUGAAACACAAUACAACAAUACAUAAAAUUCCAUCAAUACAAAUUGAAGCAUUCAAAAUAAAUCCAGAUGCACAGCACAAAUCAUAAAACCACACAAAAAUCAGAGUUGUAGAGCAUGAUUUCUUACUCCAAGCAUUUUCACAUAAGGGAGAAAACCUUCCUUUGGAGGAGAAUGAAGUGGCCAGAUAAACCUCCCUAUUUUACUUUUAUUUCUUUACCAAAUUUGUAGACUCCCCUUCAUCACAUCAUAACGAUCCCACAGCUGUAAGAUAUAAAGAUAUAAAGCAAGAAUUAAGAAACCAAUCAAUAAAAUACAGCAUCAUAAGAAAAUAUAAAGCUUAGUAAGCAGCUAUCACCAAUUUACUCCAAAUGCCCAUGAGCGUUCCAGGCGUGGGGCAUCACUGCUAAAACAGCUCUAGCCUUUGCUGCUCCCCAGUGGGCUUCUGCAGUUGUGCUUCUCCUGCAGUGCCUCCUGGGUGAUCUUAACGCAUGGCUGAUUGAAUAAUGUCCUAAUAGACUUUCCUAAUGAGGACGCGGGUGGCGCUGUGGGUUAAACCACAGAGCCUAGGACUUGCUGAUCAGAAGGUCGGCAGUUCAAAUCCCCGCAAUGAUGGAGUGAGUUCCCAUUGCUCGGUCCCUGCUCCUGCCAACCUAGCAGUUCGAAAGCAAGCCAAAAAGUGCAAGAAGAUAAAUAGGUACCGCUCUGGCGGGAAGGUAAACGGUGUUUCUGUGCGCUGCUCUGGUUCGCCAGAAGCGGCUUAGUCAUGCUGGCCACAUGACCCGGAGGCUGCAUGCCAGCUCCCUCGGCCAAUAAAGCAAGAUGAGCGCACAACCCCAGAGUAGGUCACGACUGGACCUAACAGUCAGGGGUCCCUUUACCUUUUAAUGGCAGAUGCAGAAAUGUCCCUGACAUAUUUUUUCCUUGCUUUCCCCCAGAAUUGAUUGGCAGGGAAGAGGGAGGCUCCAUAGUCAAAGUACACGUCUAUCCCAUGAACGAACUAAGGAGAUUUGACGAGAACAUUUUUUGUGAAGGUGGUGUCCCGCUUUGGGAUGAGGGCAGACUCUCACUUCCUUACCCUCGUGAUAAGAAGAGCUGCCAGAUUAGAAGAACAGCAUUUCCUGUCAGUUAUUCAGAGUGUGGUGAAAGAAGAUACCAUAAUGACAGUACAAAUUUAGAGAGGCACAGGCUCAGCUUCAGAAAGUAGGGCUCAUGUCAGCAUAGCACCAAGGGAGCCCAAAUUCCGCCCCCCCGCCCAGCCUCAGCUUUGCUUUCUUCACAAAGUGGAAUCUAACUUGCCCUUUGGAUGAUUUUAUUUCUUUGUUCUCUUUUGCAUGAUCUUUAUGUGUCAUCGCAGUUCAGUGUAAUCGGUGCUUAAUUUUUAGAAAAGGGGAUGCAUAGAUUCAAGUCUGAAAUCUCACCCCCUAAAUUUAACCCUUUCCUCCAUGCCAUUGUCCCAGGAUAAAUGAUCUCUCCCUCUUCUCCCCCCCCCCCCCCGCUGUGCCAUUUGUGCCAUAGAGGUAAAUAUGCAGACACAUCCAGACACAUGCCUGCUCCUUCUAAGGAAAAGCAGUUUGGGGAGAGGGUGGCUUUCAGCAGUGGAAGCGGAAGGGCAUUUAGACUUUCCCCUUGCCAUCACCUCUCUUCUCCCUCCAGCUGGCUUUCCUUACCAGAUGUUUUUGCCUCCACAAAUGUGCAUCUGGAACCUCUCUGAGAGGAAGUGGGGAGUUGCAGCAGAAAAGUGGUGGAGGAGAGAACGUUCCCUGCAUGCGUCUUGCACAAUGAAAACCGCCCUUUCCCAAAGGAGUCUGCAUGCAACUUGUAGCUUGGCCCUCAUAUGGAGUCCCUGCUACCUGGCCUGAUCCCCUGGCCCUGCUGAGCACGCGUUGUGUGGGCAAGGGAGAUCUCAGGCUGAGUGCAGGACAGUUACAGGGGUCUUCUUUUCUUUUCUGCUUCAGUCCCGCCCAGUCAUGGCCUUCAUUCUGUGCCAGCAAAGACUGGGCAGCCUGCUAAUUUCUAUGGGGAGGAGAAAUGGUGAAACAUUUCUCAUCCCACCUGCACUUCUCUGUGUGCAGGAUCACCAGUGGGCUGUGUUUACAAAGGGGCAGCUGCUGCCGGGGGGGGGGGGGUCUUGCCAAGCCCAGCUGAUGACCCACAAAGUUCACCCUUCCUGAUAGGAAACACUAACAAGUAAAAGGAAUUCCAAAAACAGAAGGAAGAUUUGACAUAGAAUUACCAAGAUCCUUUUGAAAUGUGUAUCUGUGCUGAUCAGGAAUGUAAAGAGGCAGCAAUUUCCAUCCCUUCCUGGGUUCAUCAUGGGUCCCUCACAAUCAGGGCUGUUUCUAUUCUGCUACGGUUCAACUUCCACUAAAGCUUACAUUAUUUGUCUCACUAUCUGCAAUGGCUGAAACAUAAGUAAUUAAUGACGUAAUAAAUUUAGUGUAAUGGAAACAUCAAAAACAAUGCAGAAAGUAAUGUAAUGUAAAUGCAGAAAUAAAGAAAUGUGUAGCCUUAAACAACAAUAGUGACUUAUCACUCAUAUUCGAUUGCAUGAUUUCUGUUCAUGGCCUCCGACAAACAGGCAGAUUGCGGGAAUUUCCAGUCGUGUUUCCAUUUUUGAUGGAAGUCUCCAGCAUCCUUAGUAGGGAUUACAUAAGCAAAAUGAAUUGCAAGCCUGAAAUGAAAUAGUAUCAUUCUUUUUUUUUAAGAAAAAAGAUUCAAUUUUUUAAAUCUAGAUUUUGAGAUCAGUCACUGGAGUCCAUCUCAUGUAUCAGUUUCUGCAAUUAAUUUCAAAUGCCAGUCUAAAGAACUGGAUAUAGCCCAAAAAGUUGUUAUUGAAUAUCUGAUGUAGGGGAUUCUGAAUCUGGAAUUAAAAAAAAAUUGCUACUUAAAUGAUAAAAAUGGCGACUUAGUUCAUUUAAGACACCAGUUUCAUGCCAUUAGAUCUAGGAAUAAUCAGUAUAGCAUUUAUCUUUAAAUAUCUAGACUACUUUUUUGACCAACAGUGAUCUUCCAACAAUGGCUUCCAAUCAUGAAACAGGAUAAAUACAGUUAAAAGCAUAUGGCAAUUACAUUGUUGAAGUGCAUACCACAUACCAAUUUCCAUUACAAAAUAUUUACAUCUCUACAUAUUUUCUCAUAAUAGCAAAAAGAUAGCAGCAGGGCCUGAAAGCUGUGAUAUCUCUCUGUGUUGAUUUGUCUUGUGUUCUGCAAUGCCACGCUCAGGUCUGAUUAAUGGAGAUGUUUCAAAGGCAUUUCAAUCCCAAGCCUAAUUUAUGACUAUUUUGGAUUGCAGGUGAAAAAUGUGCAUCUGAUGUUCCUUAUGAUGCAACCACCAAUUUUGAGAAGGAGAAUGAUAUGAUGCAGACCCAUGUCAUAGACCAGGCCAUUAACAAUGCCAUCAGCUACCUGGGGGCAGAGUCCUUGCGCCCGCUGGUGCAGACCCCCCCAGGAGGCUCCGAAGUAGUGCCUGUCAUCAGCCCCAUGUAUCAGCUUCAUAAGUCCCUUGGGGAGACCAACCUGGCCCGAUCCAAUCACGCCGCUCAGGACAGCGCGGUGGAAAACUUGCUACUACUUUCUAAAGCCAAAUCCAUUUCUUCAGAAAGGGACCCUUCACCCAUCAACAGUCAAGACUCCACUGAUACGGAAAGCAAUAACGAAGAACGCAGCGGCUUAAUUUACCUAACAAAUCACAUAGCACCCCAUGCACGGAACGGUCUCUCGAUAAAGGAAGAACACCGGCCAUAUGACCUCCUAAGGGCAAACAGUGACAGCUCCCAAGAUGCCUUCAAAGUAAUAAAUGGCAAUGGAGAGCAAGUGAAAGUUUACAGAUGUGAACAUUGUCGGGUCCUGUUCUUGGAUCAUGUAAUGUACACCAUCCAUAUGGGCUGCCAUGGCUUCCGCAAUCCGUUUGAGUGUAACAUGUGUGGCUACCACAGCCAGGACAGGUACGAGUUCUCCUCCCACAUCACCCGAGGAGAACACCGCUACCACAUGAGUUAAAACUACUUGUAUAGAAAUUGUCUGGAGCUCUGUGAAAAGCAGAAGGUCAGGUCCCUGGAAAUGAACUCUUCUCAUAGCAUGCAUGCACAAUUCAGUUUUCUACUCUUAAUAUUGAUGUUUUUAUUGCAAAUAUAAGUCACCCAAAUAUAGUAAAGUAGGAGUUUUUGUAGUUAGGUAGAAGAAACCCAUUCUUGCUAGCAACCCCUCCCCCGCUCUUUUCUUUCAUCCAAGGCCUUUAUUUGGGUAUGAGUGUGCACAGUUUUGGUUGGAAACUAGAAAAACAAAAUUAAUGUUAUCUUUUUCUGUGGUGACACUCUGAAAAUACACUUCUUACACCAUACAUAAAUUACGAUUUCCUAUAAUGAUUUGGUACAUUCACUAACCAACAGCAAUAAUCCACAUUUAGAGUAGGUUUAAAAAGCUCUUAAGUUUUUUGGGUGGUCCCAGCCGUAUUGAAUCACCUCUCGAGCAGAAUUCGUUUGAGCCAUGAUCUCCAAAAGCUGAACAGCACAGGUGUCAUCGUUGUAGAUUAUUCAGAAUGUGCUUAGUUUUGGAACGGAGCAAGUCCAGAAGAAUCAAGGCAGCAUUGCCUCGAACAACAUGGGUGGAGAGCAUGGCUGCUGCUGUGCUUGUUAGGAGUGCUAUUUUGUGGGUUAUUCUAAACAGUCUCAGAAAAAUCUGAGUUGCAGCCUUUGCAUCAUUUAACUUAUGGGAAAAGGUCAUUUGUGUAGGCUCACAGGGUUGUAUGUAGGACCCUGUCCUCUAUCACAAACUACUUGCUGAGAUUAUAAAACGAUUUCUAAUGCUGUGAAUGUGAGUGAGGGGGAGCAGUUUCCCUAUUUUUAAGGUGUGGGGGGGGAAUCACCACACCUGUGCAAUCUACUGUGGAUAUAGAAAGGGAUCAUUGGGCUAGGGCCAUUUUGCAGGAGUCAGUCUUUGAACUGCAACUUCCACAUGACAAAUACUGCUGUUGUCAGGUUUAGGCUUAGAAAUGAUGGAGUAAAUGAGGUGGUAAGUUAAAAGACAAAAGUUGUAUAUGUAAAAACAACUGUGCAAGGCUGUUUCAAACACAUUAAAUGUCUUUGUGUAACACACACUUUCCAACAGAGGUUGCACAGGUUCUGUUGGUGAAUUUAGCACAUAAUUAAUUAACUUCUUGUCUGCCUUGGCAAGACACUUUUAAAUCAUAAGCUGAAUCUUCUUUUUAAUGAAGCUUCUAUUAAAAAUGAAAGUGCAUGGGGUUUUUUUUGGUCUUAUUAAUUAUGGCGGGGGUAGUGUUUUAAAUCCCACAGUUAAACUACAUCUGCAGAACCCACACUUUGCCUACUUUACACUGGAAAGUGUCUUUUUUCAUUGCCUGUGUCUUUCAGCGCUGCCCCACGUUUGCACACAUGACGCAGCAACAAACCCAGAUUUGCUGGUCAAGAGGGAGCUGUUUUACACACACAUGGUAUUUUAACAUGCAACCUUUCUUUAAGAAUGCACUGAAAAAAGGUGAUGUGUGAAGAAACCUCAGAGGGGAUGCUGCACAACGGCACAAGGCCAUCACUGAUCCACCCCAUUCCUUCAUUCCCAGCUGGGACUAGAAACCUAUUUUAGAGCAGCGCUCGAUGUCACCUUUAUAACUGAGGAGAAUAAGACCUUUAUAGUUACAAUUUCUGGCCUGUCAAAAUGGUUCGGUCUGUUGCAAAAAAUUAUCAGUCUUAUUCAGCCAUUUUGUUAUCAGCACAGGCAGUUUUGUGCGCUGUACACACUGCUCUCCCCUAUCUGCAAGGAUUACUCCAUUCAUUUCAAUGGAGGAAACAGAUCCAUGUCCAAAUUCCUUUGGCUGUGCAGCUGAGUCCCUGCCACUGAACUCAAUGGGCACAAGUUUGGUGCAGUGCAGUGCUGCUCUAUAUAUGAGAAUUUGUGCUGCUCCAUGCCGUUUUUAACAUUCAUGCAUACCAAGAAAGUUCUGUGUUCAUAUGUAUCAUAGCUGUACUUAAACAGAUAUUAAUUAAUACAUUAUCAGUGCCGGCGUGUUUCUGGUUCUAGGUUUUUCUAUUUAUGUUGCAACCAGUGCUUUCUUUUCAGGGGGUGCUUGAGUACGCAGUACCGACAUCUCUUUUGUUUGGGGGGGGUGUUGUUAAAAAGUGUGGCACUUACUGUAAGAACUUGAUGGGUGAGUACAGUAGUACCUUGGGUUACAUACGCUUCAGGUUACAUACGCUUCAGGUUACAGACUCCGCUAACCCAGAAAUAGUACCUUGGGUUAAGAACUUUGCUUCAGGAUGAGAACAGAAAUCACGUGAUGGCGGCCGGCAGCAGUGGGAGGCCCCAUUAGCUAAAGUGGUGCUUCAGGUUAAGAGCAGUUUCAGGUUAAGAACAGACCUCCGGAACGAAUUAAGUACUUAACCCGAGGUACCACUGUACUGGCACCUAUUUUUCUAGGAAAAAAACACUGAUUGCAACUAAGUACAUAGGUACUGAAAGCAAAUACAGUUUAGUGAGUUAGCAUAUUAGUAAGCUACCCUUUAUCAGAAUUUGUGACCUGCUGUCUGAACUGUCACUUCUGCCUCCUCCAGCCUUACCCCUCCACACACACCAAACCCAUAAUGGUCGUUGUUUUGUUUGAAAAUGAAAAUGUCCUGGUAAUUUCUUUUUUAAAAAUGUAUGGUUUUGAAAAACUGGACUCUGAGAACUUAUUUUAUUCUGGAUUACUUAUACUCUCAGAAAAGUGGGUGGCUUAGUUCACAUUGAUGUUUGUUAUAAUAGAUUGCCUCACAUCUGUAAAUAACAGCAGAUCAAAAAAUGCUUUUCAAAAAUCGCACAAUGUCCCUACUUUGGCGUUGCCUGUUUGUACUUGUACUUAACACAUUUUUUGUUGUGGAUUUAUAUUGUAAUUGCAGUUAUCUUUUCGGAGCAAUGUAUUUAAAACAAAAUGAAGCAAAUUUCAUAAAAAAAUCUGAAUGUUAGUAAAGUUUUGUCUGAAGACACAGACAUUUCCUUUUGUAAACACGGGAUACUUGGAAUAUUUAUUCUAGGAAAGCGAAAGUGUGGCCUCUUGGGGCUGUGGUGGAUCCUUGCAUUUACAGCGUGCUGAGCUAGGCGAGCCCCUGGCCUGAUCCACGCCAGCUGUUCCCAGUGCGCAUUGCAACCUUCAUCCCUGCAGCUUCAACCCACCAGAGGGCACCUCUAUGGAAGGAAGAAACCUACAAUGGCAACCUCCCCUCGUCAGGGAGCUGGAACUGACAUUUAGAGGCAAUUAAGAGAGACUAUUCAAAGGCCAGCAACCGCCAGCAAUUUUGCUGCUGGGUUCAACAAGAAGCAAACCACAUUUUCACAUCAGCUUCUAGCCAUUAAUAUUUUUUAAGUCCUCUUGGAAGCUUAUAUUUUUAGUGUGAAUUUUGCCUAAUAUGCAC